Molecule: messenger RNA, 57319 nt
Organism: Podarcis lilfordi (Lilford's wall lizard)
Lineage: Eukaryota; Metazoa; Chordata; Lepidosauria; Squamata; Lacertidae
Source: the annotation of a GenBank genome assembly
AGCGCGCAGCCAUGGGGCAGCUGUCGGCACGCUGCCUGCAGAGCCGCCUUAGGUAGCCGGAGCGCGGCGUGUGUGUGUGGCCAUGGCCGGCUGGUGGCGAAGGCUGAGGGGGCGCCUGGGCGGCGGCCUCGCCUGCUACUGCCUGCUGCUGCUUUCUGCCUCGGCGCUGGCCUGGGCGGCCGAGGAGGAGGAGGCGGCGGCGCGCGCGCAGACCUUCCCUCAGCCGCUCUCCAACCUGGCGGCGAGCGCGCGGCGCUUGCUGGUGGCCAGCGGCAAUCGCUGGUACGAAGUGGAGCCCUCGCUGGCCUGGGCGAAGGAGCACCGCAGCAGCCCGGCGCUCGACUCGGGGACGACGGUCAACAAGCUCCUGCUGCCCUUCGGCGACGACCGCCUCCUCACCUGUUGGACGAAGCCGCAGGGCUCCUGCUACGAGGAGCGCCUCGGCGACGACGCCAACGCUACCGUUUUCGGGCAAGAGGUGGUGACCUGCUUGCGGAAAGGCUCCGCCGCCGGGUGGAUCUUUGCCCGCGGCUCCGAGUGGCGGCUGGUGGUGGCCACGUCUCGCCGACUGAACGAUUCCAGCGACUUGGAUCCAGAGUGCCUCGCAAAGGGCGACUCCAAAGUGGCCGUCGCUCUCCAAGAGCGCCAGAAGGCGGUCCCGGAAGACCACCGGCUGCUGGUGGGCGACGGCUGCUACUUGCACUUCGCGGACGCGUUCCUGUGGAGCGGGCAGUUCUUCUUUCCUUAUUAUCACUGCAGCCUCAGCAUGGAGCCCAAGAUGCUCGUGGCCAACCAGAUGCCGGCAAACCGGUUCUUCGGCCACGGCCAGGCCAUCUUGCGCUGCGGCGGCAGCGGCGGCUUCACCCGGAGGAUCCUCUCUUCCAACUACAUCCAGAAGCGCGGGCUCUGGGUCGGCGUCUUCGGCUCGGCCGAGGGUCCGGCCACUCCGACCUCCACGGCCCUUUGCAUCUUCAACCUCAGCCAGGUGUCGAGCGUUUCGGAGGGAUGCGCCCUUGGCGAUUCGAACACGAUCUGCGCACACGAGCCUGCGGAGACAUGCGUGAGUAGUCUUGGUUAUAGGUUGAGCGUUGUUGCCCUGCGGAAUCGGAGACCAGAGGGCCGGCUCUAACAGCGCACCGUCGUUGUUGCCGGCUGGUCUGAUGCUCAAGGUAGACCGUUUUAAAGAUGUGAAAUAACUUUGCGGCCUCCUUUGCGCUUGCAACAACCCCAUAAGGUCGGUCGCGCUUUCUAGCCUACUGGGUGAGUUAAUAGCAGCUGAGACACAGUGAGUUUUCUAGGUCAGUAGUGAAACACAUUGGGGGCAUUACUCCCCUGGGUUCCUAACUAUUCUUUUCUUUUUCUUAUGUGGCUUAAUGUCACAAAGAGGCAGUCUGUAACAGGAUUUCACUUUCGAUUUUUUUAUCAAAUUAUCUCCCCACCCAAAAGGCAAAUCUACAUUAACUGGGGAGGGAAAAUACAGGCUGGCAUGUACAGCAGUGAUGCUGUGUAGGUGCUGCAAAAAUAGGGUUGCCAUAUUUCAGAGAGUAAAAUUCCUGACACCUGCAAAAUUGUUGAGCUGUUUUUUAGGACACCACCAAAAUUGUUGACCUUUUUUAAGGAAACCACCAAAAUGCAAAAAUCUGCUGCACUGAUCCCACAAUAAAAUACCCUAAGCAUCUUGGAAGUACCACCAUAUAAACACCUACAUUUUCUGUUCAGUUACUCUCUCCCAUCCCCUAAUUUAGAUAUGGAGGGAGAAGUAAAAAAAUAAUCUUGCAUGUACCCUGUGACUCUUAAGAAUAUUCCUGUCUUCACUGUCAAUAUUUGUAACUUAAGGUACAUAGAAAAAAAUACUAACUAGUACAGGGCAGAACAGGAAAGAGUGUAAGCUUUCUGUGUAGGUUUAACCAUAAGUUUGAAGUUGUCCAUAUUAAUGAAUGCUGCUGCUGCUGUUGUUAUUCCAAUUUAUUAUCUGCCCUUCACCCUAAGGUUCAAGGGCAAGUUGCAACAAUUAAAAUGCAACAUUAAUAUUAAAACACAAUAUAAAAUUGUUUUUCAACAACUUAAAAUUACUAAAACAAGUUAGGUCCUAAAAAUAUUCAUUUCACAUGUCAAAAGCCAGGGUGAACAGGUAUAUCUUCCACAUUUGCAAAAAGUUGUAUGAUGGUGUGAAACAGCUGUCAAAAAGUUUUGCUGAAAUAGAAAGAUUGGUAGAAAAAGAAAAAAGAUAAUACCAAGCACCCAGAAAUUCCAGUAUUUGGAGAGCUUUUAAAAAGAGUUAGACAAAUUAAUGAAAGUAAAGUAAAAGCUUCCCUGGAAAAGACCCUGAUGUUGGGAAAGAUGGAGGGCACAAGGAGAAGGGGAUGACAGAGGACGAGAUGGUUGGACAGUGUUCUCGAAGCUACCAGCAUGAGUUUGACCAAACUGCGGGAGGCAGUGGAAGACAGGAGUGCCUGGCGUGCUCUGGUCCAUGGGGUCAUGAAGAGUCGGAAAUGACUAAACAACAACAACAAAGUAAAAGCUACAGUAGUACCUCAGGUUACAGACUCCACUAACCGAGAAAUAGUGCUUCAGGUAAAGAACUUUGCUUCAGGAUGAGAACAGAAAUCGCAUGGCGGCAGCAGGAGGCCCCAUUAGCUAAAGUUAAGGUUUAGGACAGGUGUCAGGUUAAGGACAGUUUCAGGUUAAGAACGGACCUCCGGAAUGAAUUAAGUACUUAACCCGAGGUACCACUGUACUGGCCAUGAUGGCUAUUCUGCACCUGCAAGGUUGAAGGUUGUACAAGGGGAGAGUACUUUCACACUUAGAUCCUACUUGUGGGCUUCCCAGAGGCAUCUGGUUGGCCAUUGUGAGAACAGGAUUCUGGACUAGAUGGGCCAUUGGUGGGAUCCAGCAGGCUCUAAUUUAGAAGAAACUUUCACAGGGAAUACUACACAAAAGUUUACUUAUGGGUGGAAGACAGCGUCACAACUGAUAAUGGGUAGCUAACUUAAGGAAGCAUGGUGAACUUACUGCAUUAGGGUUGUGGGGUGAGACCUAUGACAUGGGAUGCAUUUCUCUGGAUAUGUUGAACCCAACAACAACAACAACAAUUGCCCUUCACCGCAAGGUCCUAGGGAAGGUUAAAACAACAGCAAGUACAGUGGUACGUCGGGUUAAGAACUUAAUUUGUUCUGGAGGUCCGUUCUUAACCUGAAACUGUUCUUAACCUGAAGCACCACUUUAGCUAAUGGGGCCUCCCGCUGCCGUCGCACCACCAGAGCACGGUUUUCUUUUCUCAUCCUGAAGCAAAGUUCUUAACCUGAGGUACUAUUUCUGGGUUAGCAGAGUCUGUAACCUGAAGCGUAUGUAACCUGAAGCGUAUGUAACCUGAGGUACCACUGUACAGUUAAAAACAAAGUACCGUAUUUUUUCGCUCUAUAAGACGCACCAGACCACAAGAGGCACCUAGUUUUUGGAGGAGGAAAACAAGAAAAAAAAUAUUCUGAAUUUCAGAAGCAAGAACAGCAAGAGGGAUCGCUGCGCAGUGAAAGCAGCAAUCCCUCUUGCUGUUCUACCUUCUGGGAUAGCUGCGCAGCCUGCAUUCGCUCCAUAAGACGCAUACACAUUUCCCCUCACUUUUUAGGAGGGAAAAAGUGAGUCUUAUAGAGCAAAAAAUACGGUAAUCACCUGCAAGUGCUGAAAGGCUGAGCAGAUGUAACUCUAUAGGAGAAGUUCAGCCAACAUGAAUUAUCGUCAAGCCCCCUUUGGUUUCAGAGAGAUGCUUCACUUUCCCACUGCAACCAGCGCACUUACUGUUGGAUGAGUUGGCAAAAAACGAUGUCCUGCUAGCUGAGCAUAUAUAAAAGAAGAUCUCAUGAUGUUGCUCAACAUAGGAAGCAGAAAGUUGGGUUUGCAGUGGCAAGAAAGUUACUCAACAGCUUUGCAAAGAAAGGCUUUUCUAUUUGAAAUGGCAAGUCAGCUCACCACAUGCAUGUGACCAAAUUAAAAAAAAAAAUGCUUCUUGUACAUUAAGUGCAUCCUUUAUUAAGCAUUGACAUAUAAAUCUCUGCAACCACUCCUGGGGGUAAAACAACAGUUUGCUGUAGUGUUGUCCAUUAUCUAAAACAGCUUGCAAGGCAGAACAGCGUUUUGUUGUUGCUGGUAUCAUAAGGAAAUAAGAAGAGUCUGCUGGAUCAGGCCAGUGGCCUAUCUAGUCCAGACCCUGUUCUCACCAGACUCACCAGAUGCCUAUGGGAAUUCCAUAAAGCAGGACCCAGGUGCAAGAGCACUGUCCCUUCACGUGGCCUCCAGCCAGAGCAUGGGCAUCAAGACUAGUAACCUUUGCUUUACCUCCAUUCAUUUGUCCAAUCCUUUUAAAAAGUUGUCCAAGUUGGUUGCCUCCUGUGGGAGUGAAUUUCAUAGUUUCAUGACAUGCUCUGUGAAGCAACUUUUUCCCCUAUCUCGAAUCUUCUAACAUUCACUUAUCCACAAUCUCUAGUUCUUUGAGAGAGGGAGUAAACCUUUUUCUGUGUGCACUUCAAGUCACACAAUGGUGAAAAUUCAUUAUUUGGAUGAGGGUUUCCCAAACUUGGGUUGCCAGCUGUUUUUGGACUACAACUCCCUAGCUAGCAGGACCAGUGGUCAGGGAUGAUGGGAGUUGUAGUCUAAAACCAGCUGGAGAACCAAGUUUGGGAAACCCUGAUUUAGAUUAUGGUUGGAGAACCUGUGACGAGUCUAGAUGUUCAGCAUUCUGGAUACCUUAGUAUGAAAAACAAGAAGAAAAUAGGUUGCCAACCUAGUAAAAAAAUAGAAAAAAUAGAAAUACACAGAGUAUACACAGUAUCACAUUUUAAACCUGUGCUGUGGAACAUUGUUGGCUAUGUGGACCUUAUUUGGCAGGUGGGCAGGACAUCACAUAGUUAGGACUUGAAAGCACCUUGCAUAGCCAUCCCAGUAGUCUUGGCUCUACCGCUCAGCAACUGAUGGGAGUUAGAGUCAAAGCUUGCUGUAGGUUGCAUGAUGGAGUUCCCUGCAGUGAAUCCCCUUCCACACGUGUUCCAGCAGACUUCAAAUAACAUAUAUUUAAAGGAAAGAUAAUAAAAUGAGCAUCUUUAACCCAACCAGCCACCCUGGCUAUAAAACUGUUUUAAUAAACAGGAAAACAAGUUGUUUGUUUUUUACCGUUGUUACAAUUUUCUUCUCAAAAUGUGUAUUCUGUAUCAUGAAAAGUAAAUAAAAUCAUCCUCAUCAUCAUUAUUUUAAAGUGUAAGGAAGAGUCCCUCAGGCCUUUACUAGUCUGGUCGCUGUAACCUAGGGAUGGGCCCCCCAACAUGGUGCCCUUGUCAACCCUGCUUGGUUCCCACCAAGGCCCCCUGCACCUCCAAAUUUUUAUUUUAAAUUGAGGUGUGGUUUUGUUUUUUGGUUGUGGGCUGGUUGCAUAUUUUGUAGCGCCCAAGACUGUCCCUUACAUUGGUGCCCUUUGGCCCUAAGACGUUAGGAACCUGAAAGGAAUGGGAGCAGUGCUUGCUGCAAAUGGAAAAUGUUCAGGCUGCAUGAGAUGUUUAGAAAAGUAAAGCCUCUUCUGCAGAGAGCCCGUCUAAAGAUGAGCAACUCUGUUCUGCAGGCUUUCUCAGAAGUAUUUCAAUGGGCGUCCUUCCAGUAGAUGUAUUUGGGAUUGCUGCCCUGGAUGUGUACCAUGAGACUGAAUGUUGUAGAAUGGGAAAUCACACUUGGCGGAUAUUUUGUGCCUUGUCUAGAUAUUUUUGUUUUCAGAUUACAGUGGUACCUUGGAAGUCGAACGGAAUCCGUUCUGGAAGUCCGUUCAAGUUGAAAAACAUUAGGAAACCAAGGCACGGCUUCCCCCUGCAGCCAUUUGGAAGCCUUGGAAGCUGCUUUGGACGUUUGGGUUCCAAAGAACGUUCACAAAUCAGAACACUCACUUCCAGGUUUGCGGCAUUCGGGACCCAAAACAUUUGACUUGUAAGGCGUUCGAGAUCCAACGUAUGACUGUACUUCUAACCCCCAGUUAAAGGACCUGUACAACUAUUCAGAAACUUACAUUGGCACACUGGUUGUUUAAAUACUUUAUUUUUAUAUGCCAGAUAUGUUCAACCGGUCAACCGCAAUGUACAGGUAGAUCGCCGUGGUGACCCUGGUCGAUUGCGGAAAUGUUUUGGCCCUAUGCCCCAGGCACUUUGUCCCUCCUCCACCUAAUCUGCAGCAAAGAAAGUUGGGGCAGGCGGGAAGCACAAGUAUUGUUUCCUGGCAGCGUCAAGUGACUAUCCUCCCCCCCAAAAGCUCAAUAACACUUGCCAACCCCCUAAAAAAGCUCAACUCUUGGCAGUCCUCCCCCCGAAAAAGCUCAACAACUCUGACAAUGGGUAGAUCACUGCCAGUUUUUUUUAAUAGUGGGAGUAGAUCACAGUCUUUAGGGAGUUGGACGUGCCUGUUAUAUACCGUUAAAUCAUAAAGAAUAUAUCACAGCAGUUUACAACAGUAUAAAGAUAUAAAAUGAAACAAAAAUAAUAAUAAAAAGUUGGAAACAAGCUGAAAGCACUUAUUGUUACGGCUGUUCAAGUUGCCAUGGUGACUAUGAGGUAGAGCUCCACAAUUGUCCUCCUCUCACACUCUCGCCACUGGUGAGUGUUCCUCAUUAUGUGGUGAGCAUACCUUUCCUGGCUUCUCUGUAAACUGGAAAAAAGGGAAAGGGUUCUGCCAAAAAUAGAAGUUGUGCAAGGAUGUUCUAUCUUCUGCAAAAGUCUAAUUAGAAAUUAAACAAUAACCUUUUGCCCCUAGUAGUCUAGUUCAUAUUUGCAUAGGACUAGGGGAUGCUGAGGGGCCUUUGUUUCACAUCCAUGAAGGCAAGAAGCACUUGCACCAUAUCUUGCUUUCUCCUAAACCCCACAUGAGGUAAAACAACACCCCCUUCUUCCACAAAUCUUCUGCAGGUUCUAGAGGACUGAUAUGGGAGGAAUUGAGUUUUGUUUCUUUUCCAGCAUGGCAUUUGUAGAAAGCAGAAGUCUCUUGCACUGAUUCUGCUUUGGGAAAAACUCCAUAAAGUGUAUCCCAUUGUUCUACACCUUAUAUGUUACCCAUAAAGGUAAAGGGACCCCUGACCGUUAGGUCCAGUUGCAGACAACUCUAGGGUUGCGGCGCUCAUCUCUCUUUAUUGGCCGAGGGAGCCGGUGUACAGCUUCUAGGUCAUGUGGCCAGCAUGACUAAGCCGCUUCUGGCGAACCAGAGCAGCGCUUUUGUCUUGUGGAUGGCAAAUUUAGUUUUCGUUGUUAUUGUUGCUGCUGCUGUUGCUGUUGUUUUGGCCUAGUCAAGAGUUAUGUGAAAAGAACAAAACACAGUAAUAUACCCCUCAAAAAUAAUUUAUUGGACUGCCUUAUGCAGACUGCAUGAAUAUAAAGGGUAUGUCUGUAAUCUGACAAGAAUGUUAGCUUUUAUAGUUAAUGAAUUUCUUUUUAACAUACUGCGUGUCUGAUCUAGCUGUUUUCAAAAUGGGGUGCAUUUUAAGCAUAGCUUUCUUUUAAAUAGGAAUUAAGUCACAGAAGUCCUAUAAGCCUUCAGAUAAAUAAGUCUGAUGAAAGAUUAGCAUAGUGAGCCAUCUGGCCUGGCCAGGUGUUUUGUAUAUACGUACAUUCAGAGAAUGAGAGAGAUAACUUGGCUACAGAAUGAGAGGCAAUACAGUGAAUGAUGCUGGAAGGAGGGAUGAUCUCUCUAUCACAAUCUGGUCUUAAGACAGAGUUGUGUUACAGUUAACACAUUCCCAUCAGCACAUUUUUUGUGAAUUCUGUGUGGCCCAAUUCAGAGGACUAUAAAGCCUUACAUGGCUCUGGACUUCAAUACCUUAAGGAACGCCUUUCCCCCACACAGAGCGACCUGGACCCUACACUUGUCAUCAGAGGCUCUUUUCUAUGUCCCUACUCCCAGAGAGGUUUGGAAGGUGGCAACAAGAGAACAGGCCUUUUCUGUGGUGGCUCCCUGAUUGUAGAAUACUCUCCCCAGAGAGGCUUACCUGGCCCCAUCAUUACAUGUCUUUACCCAGGCCUAUAAUCUAUGGCCUGUAAAAGUGUGGGGAACAGGACUGUUAUUAGGAUGGUUAUUUUAUUAUAAGGCUCUUUGUCAGUAUGCUUUUUACUAUAUUUUUAUCAUUGAUGCUCUGUAUUGUGUUUUUAAUGUAGUACACCACCCUGGGAUCUUUUGAUAAAGGGUGGUAUAUCAAUUGAAUUAAUAGUAUUAGUAGUAGUAUUGCAAGACCAAAUCAGAUCUGUGCCAAAACUUCAGAUGCCUUAAUGGUAUUCCAUAGGCUUGGAGCAUCCUGUUGCGUCUUUUUGUGCCAUUUAAUACUUGCACAACUUGUCUGUUAGCUUCAGUGGAGUAAGUGCUAGCUAAAACAAAUACACAUUUUAUAAAGAAGGAUAAAGUUUGCACAGUGUGGGAGGGCUUCUGGGGGAGGACUACAGUAUGAUUGUGUCUUGCACAGGGGUUACAUUCUGGGGAUGAUGCAUAUAAGCAAAAGCACAUAUACCAGUACCUGAACCACUCCUUUGAAACCCCCCCCCCCAACAACCAUCCUUUUCUUACAAGAAAGUCAGAGAACUUUUAAGCUCUCAAGACCUGCUUACUAAGGUCUGGGAUGCUCUUGUGAGAUCUCACAGGGCCAUCCAAGUUUCCAUAAGAUAUUGUGAGAGCAUCCCAGAGCCUGGUACUAGCAAGUCUGAGUGCUUAAAAGCUCUUUCCACACUGGGAAAACCCAGUGCAGAAGGAGCUUUUAAGCUCUCCACCUUGCGUGCAAUUGAUCUGCAAGAUUCCAGACAUUCAGCUUUCAACUGAGUAAGGUUGAAAUUGCUCGGGUUAGUUGUGCAUAGGAUGCGAUCCUACUACAUUGUCAGUGCCUUCCUGCAUAACUUCAGUUGGACAACAUUAGCAGAGAACAGCUAUGGAACUUCCCCAGCCAUGUUUGUUCCAGAAGAUAUUGGACUCGUUACCUCCAUCCUGCAUCCUUGCUUGCAUGACUGAUUGUUAAUGAUGAUGGGAGUUGAAGAAGAGCAACAUUUGGAGAGCAUCAUGUUGGUUACUCAUUUAGGGUGAAGAUCAUCCCCACUGAGUGCCUUCUAGCAGCUUCAGCUGGUGGCCCAACGAUGACCCUUUGUGGACAGGGAUAAUUGGCUACAGUAAUCUAUGAAUGUUCUCACAGCCUCAAUACAGUGGUACCUCGGGUUACAUACACUUCAGGUUACAUACGCUUCAGGUUACAGACUCCGCUAACCCAGAAAUAGUACCUCGGGUUAAGAACUUUGCUUCAGGAUGAGAACAGAAAUUGUGCAGCAGCGGUGCAGCGGCAGCAGGAGGCCCCAUUAGCUAAAGUGGUACCUCAGGUUAAGAACAGUUUCAGGUUAAGAACAGACCUCCAGAACGAAUUAAGUUCUUAAUCUGAGGUACCACUGUAUUGGAUUACUGCAGUGCAAUUUAUGUGGAGCUUUCUUUUGGAGAUGGUUUGGAAACUGCAGCUGGUGCAGAAUGCAGCCACUUAAAUGUUAACAGGAUCAAGGUGAGCCCAUCUUAAAACACUGGUGUUGGCACAGCUUCAUUGUCUUUGAAAUAUACUCAGAGUCUUCCUAUAUGUUUCUGGGCCCAAUUCAAAGUGCUGGUUCCUUUGUGGGAGUGCCUCUGGACCAUUCAAUCUUUGUUUAAGGCCCUUCUGUUUUCCCCUCUUAAGAAGGAAGGUUAGGAGGGUGGGUUCUUUUCUGUGGUUUUUUCUUUUUUUGGUAUGGGUUAUUGAAAUAGUUUUAUUGAACACAUUGUUUUUGUUUUGUGGAAUUCUUCUUGGUUCUUAAUCUUUGUAAGUUGUCACUGUAGUAAGUGAAGGAUAAGUCAAAUAAAUUACAAUAAUACAAAGCAGUAAUGCAGUAAUGGUAUUAAGCUGGCUGUGGGUGGUGAGAAUUUUAGUCCAACCACAUCUGGAUUAGGUUGAAGAAAACACUACUUUAAAGCAUACCUCUUUUAACUAAGUGUGACAUUUGUCAUGCAGUUUAGUCCCAUUGACACCAGUGGAACUUUUCUUCUUACUCCAACACCCCCCCUCCAAUUCCAACCUGGGUUGUAGUGAGGACAAGGAAUUAAAGUUCUGCCCUGGAAUGUUUUUGUAUUUAAACUUUAAUGUAUUAAUGAUAUAGAUUGGUUAAUGCUUUAUAUCUCUUGUACACCACCUUGGGAUGCCACAUUAAAGGUAAUCAAAAAUGCCUAAUUAAAAUAAGAACCCCUCUCCAUGGCUGGGGCUGAUGGGAAUCACAGUCCAAAAAAGCAUGCAGUUGGGAAGGCUGGGUAAAUAAAAGACAGCUGUGCAGAGCCAAAUUAUCUCACCAGUGUCAAUGCCCUAAGUCUGCCAUCACUAUGUGUAGUUUAGGCCAUAGAUGCUUAGGUUCCUUGGAUGUUAAUUUCUGUCAAAAUUUUCAAGUGUUGCUGAUGGUGUAGUCCAGGCUUCCUCAAACUUGGCCCUCCAGAUGUUUUGAGACUACAGUUCCCAUCAUCCCUGACCACUAGUCCUGCUAGCUAGGGAUCAUGGGAGUUGUAGGCCAAAAAACAUUUGAAGGGCAGAGUUUGAGGAAGCCUGGUGUAGUCACACUCUUCCUCCCACCUUUUGUAGAUAUGCUGUAUUUAAUGGACCACAUUGUGUUCUCCUGCUUUAUGGAAAAACAAAGGAAUAUUGAAGCACUUCCUCUUUGGAUAAGACGGCAAAACUUUUUAUUUCUUUCUUGGUGUUACAACGUUGUUUUCCUGUCUUGUUUAAAAGUGGUUGUGAAACUGUACAGGGGUGAGAGCUGAGAAACCACAUAUGUUGAUCGCUCAGCAUUCCAUGCCCCUAACACUUUAGACCACAAACAGCAUUGGCAGAUGCUGCAAUAGCAGCAUAUAUUUUUUGGAAGUACAGCACAACUUCAUACAAACAUGUAAUUAAUGCCUGGAGCUUCAAUAAUAUGGGAGAUUGAGUGGCAAAACAUCAAAUUAUAUUUUGUGUUAAAUUUAUGUACAAGUUUUUUCUUCAGCAUCCAAAACACAAACAUACCCAUGAACCUAAUAUAUAAAAUGGUGUUUUAUGUACUCACAAACAUGAUAAUCCAUCAUACAUCUUUUUGUAAAUAUUGUAUAAAUGGAUCAUGAUGUUUGCUUGUAUAGUAUAGCAUCAUUUGAUAUAUAUAUUAGGGUUUUGUGUUUGUGUUGUUUUGAGUUGAGCCACUUUAAAUGAAAUUGAGUAUAUAUGACAGAGGGGAAAGUCGGCUGGAUUCAAUUUCCUGUACUCUCCCUUUACUGUUAGGUGGAAUUUAAAAACAUUUCUGUUCACCCAGGCAUUUGAUUGCUGAAAUAUAUUGUUCCUGACAAUCUUGAAAUUAUUUACCUGUGAGGAUAUUUGAUCGUUUCUUAAUGUUUUCCAUUUUGCUGUAUGCUGCACUUUGGUUCCUUUGGAAAGAAGGAAUGUGAUUGAAAUUUAAUUAAUAAAUAAUUAUUAAACAACACUUUUUUCCUAAAGGGUCCCCUUUGAAAAACAUGCGGUCCCCUUGCUUUGCAUAAACUCUCUUGGAUUGAAGAUUUGACUGUCUUCAGAUGGUUAACUUUUGUAGUUUUCUUUGCUCUUCCCGUCACAUGAGCAGGGACACAAGCCAGCAAACCUAGUUAACCACAGCUUCUUGUUACAUUCAGUUUGAACCAGGGAACUAUGGUUAAUGGCUCCCAACUUUGCUUCCAAAUCCUGGCUUGUUUGAAAGCUGUUAAUCAUAGCUAUCAGUUUGGACAUAAAAGGAAGCUAUGAUUAACUGUGACUUCCUUGCUUGUUUACCAGCUGGUGCUAAAGGAGGGGUGAACUGGGAGAAAAGGGAUGCAUGAGAGAGUAUUGUUCCUGCAUAUCAUAGCUUCUAAAGCAAAGAUCAUGAUGUCUGAAUGGGGUCCAUCAUGCCCAGUUAAAUAAGUGCUUAUUGUUGCAAUUUUUUAAUAUCCUUUUAAAAAUAUCGAAUUGCAGCACAGUUUUUCAUUUCUUUGGUUUUUGGCCUUUACAUUUUCCUGAUUUUAUAGUUCAGGUCCCCACCUAAUUGUUUAUUUGUGUUUGCAAUGAUUAACUGAUUUAAUUAAACUGGUCUCCACCCCCAUCGCUCAGCCCGGACACUGAGGUCCAGCACUGAGGGCCUUCUGGUGGUUCACUCACUGCGAGAAGCCAAGUUACAGGGAACCAGGCAGAGGGCCUUCUCAGUAGUGGCGCCCGCCUUGUGAAACACCCUCCCAGCAGAUGUCAAGGAAAUAAACAACUAUCUGACUUUCAGAAUACAUCUGAAGGCAGCCCUGUUCAGGGAAGUUGUUAAUGACUGAUGUUUUAAUGUAUUUUUAAUAUUUUGUUGGAAGCCACCCUGAGUAGCUGGGGAAAACCAGCCAUGUAUGUAUGUAUGUAUGUAUGUAUGUAUAAAUGAAUGAAUGAAUGAAUAAAUAAAUAAAUUGAUUAUUUAUUCCUCCUUGUGUUACACUCUUUCCUGUAGCUUCAUUCUUGUAAUACUAAACUGUGGUCUACCAUCUUAUCUAAACCGACCCAUAAGUUGCCAAAGUUUUGCAGUAAUACUGUGUGGAGCCCUGCUUGAAGUGCAAUGUAAUAUUUAGCUAGGUUCACAGUAAAUAUCGACUAAAGAACAUGCUGCUGUAGUUGUACAGUUAGGAACAGCUAAACUCAUGACUGAUGAGAAGUUUGCCAGAAGGCAUAGCUGUUAUCUGUAUGAAUGCUUCCAGUGUUCAAGUAAUACAUGCUGUUUGUUUCCUGAUUUUUCUCUGGUCUCCUGAUUCAUACUCUGCUUUAAAACACGACAUUUACACCUAAAAUAUUAUUUCUCACCCUCAUAUGAGAAAAUUGGAAGCUUCCAAACUUCACUUUAGGGCCGUAUUGAGGUGGUCAUGUGAGUUCAGGAGAAGGCUAGAAUCAUUCUUGUAAUACUAAACUGUGGUCUAGCAUGGUAUCUAAACCGACCCAUAAGUUGCCAAAGUUUUGCAAUAAUACUAUGUGGAGCCCUGCUUGAAGUGCAGUGCUACCUGCCAUAAAGAAGCUUUCACCAGCAAGUUAUAGUUAAGGUAGCUUGAAAAUAAUAAGUUGCAUAUUUGAUAAAAUGAUGUAUACUCAUAUUUUGCUUCUGUAUUUGAUUUUUCAGAACAAGAUAGCUUGGCCAAUCAACAAUGCAACUUUGCUGAGCCACUCUGAUUUGGUGUCAGUUUAUGCCACUGUGGUUCUGAACAAGAUUGUUUUGUUUUUGGGAACAAGAAAUGGACAGUUGCUGAAAGUAUGUGGCUUAUGGUUUGUUUCAUGGUUUAUUUGAUGAAUCAUUGUUGUUGUGUUAGUUGAUAGAAGCAUCUUGGCAUUUUGCAUGUAAAAGUGCUAGAUAGUUGCUAUAUUGGCAAAUACAGUCGUACCUUGGUUUUUGAACAGCUUAGUUCUCGAAUGUUUUGACUCCUGAACAUCGCGAACCCGGAAGUGACUGUUCCAGUUUGCAAACUAUUUUUGGAAGCCGAACUUCCAAUGGGGCUUCCACAGCUUCUGACUGGCUGCAGGAGCUUCCUGCAGCCAAUCGGAAGCUGUGCUUUGGUUUUUGAACGUUUUGGAAGUUGAACGGACUUCUGGAACAGAUUCUGUUCGACUUCCAAGGUACGACUGUAACUUCUCUUCUUGUAUAAUAUUUGAAAGAUGGUUCCUUUUCCCCCAAGUCCAGUGGCUUUCUAUGUAAUUAAACAAUGCCUUCUCCCCAACAAAAAUAUAUGUUGGCCUUUAUUCAACAUUUCCUUGGAUCGGUUUUCAGUGAAAUAACUUAAAUAAUGUAAUUUCAAAAUAAGUUUUUAGAUUGUUUAGUUUAUCUAGCUUUCUGAAAAGCUUUUAUUGCUGUCAUCUUACACUGUUUUAUUGUAUGUACUUAUUGAUUGCUUAUUAGCCCAAAUAGGGCUAAUAUAGCUAUAUAAAGCAGCUGAGGAACCAAACACGUGAGGAGAAAUGGAGGCAUGCAGUCCAAACAUUCUGCUUCCAACACAUUACCUGUACACAGUUGAGACCAUUCUGUGAGUUUGAGGAUGAAUGUCUAAAGUGGGAAGCUCUUCUAUUCAUGGGGGCUGCCUGUAUGAUUUAAAAACCCUGGGCAAUCAAGGUUUUAAACGGUAUUUGUAAAGAAUAGCUGACCAAAUAGAAAACAUAAAAAUCCUGAUCAUUAGUCACUGAAUAUGCAUUCAAAAUAGGUCCUUGUAUCUUUCUUGAGAUAAUAGUAAAAGAACAUGUUCUCUUUCCAGGUAAGAGUAUUUGUUAGAUUAUCAAUGCAGUUUGCUUCUUAUCUGUUCAUUUGAGGUUCUGCUUGCACAGUGGGACUUCUGCUUCCACCUCCUCCACCCAGACAUGUCGUCCCGCCUCAAAAAAAAUCUGUUCCAAAUUGCUGAUGAUGGGGAGGAAUAGAGGAACCAUAGUGUAUUCAAAUAGGGCAGAUAAAUUGGCCCAUGAUAACAUGAUAGCAAUUCUUUUUGUUUCCUGUGCUUUUAGGUUAUUCUUGAUGAAAACAUGAAAGCAAAUUGCCCAGACAUUUUAUAUGAAAUUGAAGAAGAAACGCCAAUUUUUCACAAACUUGAACUUGACCCUGUGAAUAAAGAUUACAUCUAUCUACCAUCUGGUAACAAGGUGAGCUAAGAGCAGCAGCCAGCACAAAUAGUACUUCUGAAGUUGUCUUUCAGUCAUCUGGCAAUGUCCUUGUUAACUGAAGUCCAGCAACCUACUUUACUUUUGGGUUGUAGAACAGGACCCUGAAUAUGAGUAGGUGUGAUUUCUAGUCAACAGAGAUUCUAAACUAUGCAACUGUGUAACUUUAGAGAUUAGCUAUCGCAUCAUUUUCUUAGUGUUCGCAGUUGCGUAACUGACUUACAUUGUCUUACGUGAGUGCAGAGACUUUUCAGAACUGAGUUGAUGGAAACAAGAGAAAACUUGUUGAUGGCAUCAAAGUGCACACCUUCAUAUGAUCUCUCUCUCAGCAUCUCUCAUUUAUCUAUUGAAUUCAGGAAGCACCGGUAAGCCUUUGUGAGGAAUGUUUGGAUGGAUGAUGAGUAAUCACCACACAUGAUAUUUCCUUAUUACAAGAGAAAUCCUUUCAGUCUCUGUUCAGAUUAGGGCAUUAAUGCAUACAUGGCUCACUGUUGCAUGUGCUUGUUCGGGCACUUUUAUCCACAUAGGUACUUUCAAUCUUACGGCUCCGAAAACCAUCUCCUUUCUUGUGCACAUUAGUGGGUGGUACUUGUUAGGAUGCAUGUAGGUGUACUAUGUAGUGUUGUCUCCUUCCCUCAAAUAUUAUUACUUCCCUGAGGUCCAUUGUGGAUAUGUGUGCAGUUAUUUGCUUGCCUGUGUAUGCACUUUUUUUUUUUAAAAAAAAGUACAAAUCUGGAAUAUAAGUUUUUCCAGAAUUGCGCAAAAGUACAGAAUUGUACUUUUAAAAAGUAAAGCCAGAUGAGAUUAGGAAUCAUUCAUAUGAAAGACUCCUACUUCCUGUCCUACCUUUUCCUUUGCCAUCUACGUGCAAGGGCAACUUAUAUAUUUUAACAUAGCUGAUCUGUGAAAAACAGCUGGGUUAAAAAUAAAAAUGCAAUGAACAUGUCUUUGGGACUGAUGGAAACAAAAUGGAAGAAGUAAACGCGGCAAUAGAAACCAUCUAGUGAAAUGUCAUCACAUGUUAAAAGCAAUGACGCUUCCCACAUGAUAAGCUUCAGAGGUUCCACAUUUUUGUAUUGCAUUUUCUUCUCCUAUUGGAUUAUCCACAGAUUGGUAAAUAUUAAUUCACCACCAGCUGUCUCCUCAUAGUCAAGAAGAGUGAUUGGUUGAAAAGAGCAAAGGACUACCCAGGUGUAGCACCCUCCUCAGGAGAAGGAUUCUGCAGAGAUGUCUUGAGAGGCUGCAGCUGUGCCUAGGGUGGGAUUCUGGUGCCUCUGGUUUAAGAGCCUCAGUGCAAGGCUGAGAGAACUGCUGGAACAAUGGCUUGUUAACCAACACUGUUUCUUGCACCUGAUCCUGACCGUCUGCUUACCUGGACCUUGGGAUGCCCCUCAACUCUGUUAAAAUCACUGCUUGUCUGGAAUUGGACCUUGGAUUGGCUAUGGAAUUUGCAGCUGUCGGUCUGCAAUAGCCAUGGUUAUCUGGAAGGCUAAUUGCAGCCUGGGACCCAGGUAGAACAAGACAGAAAAUAAACUUAAUUUAGCAAGGGGAGGUGCAGGCUGCCACUUGGAUGAGGAGGACGCUGUAUGUACACUGCAAAAGUGAGAGACAGAGAGAAGCAGCUUCAAAUCCACAUUAAACUCCAGAGUGGAAGAGCCCACAAUGGCAUUGCCAAGAACACACUUUAGCAUCAAAGACUUGCAGCAGGAUUUAAUAGGAUUAAUAGUGGAGUGCAGUUGCCCGUAGCAAUCUCCAGCCAGGCAGAAAUGGUUAUGAGGGACCACACUCCUUCCAGACCAAAAACCACGUUAACAGGUGUGCAGAAAGUUGGUGGUUUUAAAGUGCUGAAGGGCAACCACACAUUCAGCAGCCUUUCCUAGAAACGGAAGUUUAGAGACAAAGGCUGUAACAGGCAGGGAAUCUGCAUGCAAAUUAUUUUUGAAGUCAUAUGCCACCCUGUUGGCUCUGAAUUUAAGUACAAGUCAGCACAGCUGGCAAAGGUCUUGUCACAGGUCCAGUUUGCAAAUGAUCUCUUCCUAUACACCCCCAAAUUAGCAAAGUGGUGUGAUGGAUCCAUAGGAGGUUAACUUGAAGUGACAUGAACAGCAGAAGGUUGUUGCAAUAUUGUAAGAAACUACUUUGAAUUCCUUUUUUUCUUUAAGUUACUGAUUUGCUUUUCUUUCUAUUUCCUGGGUUUAUGGAAAUUAUUUUACGUUUUUGAAAAUGUUUACUAGAAACAUGCAAGAGUGAUUUUUUCUCCCUUUCUAUUUUAGAUCUGGAGAACAAAGGUUGCCAAUUGUAGCAAGCAUAUUUCCUGUAAAGAAUGUUUAACUGCCAUGGACCCCCACUGUGGAUGGUGUUAUUCAUAUAACAAGUAUGUAUUUUUGCUUCUUAGGCUCAUAUGAAUAAAUGCUUCGUUAUUGGUAUUUUUUAAUUCUUGAUACCUUGAGGCUGUAUCCACAGUUGUUUUUACAAAGCCAUCUUGGAUCAGUUUUAAGUCUGCAGUGACUCUUCCUAUAACGACACUUACUAAUAAUAUUAAUGUAAAGGCAACUCAAGUUUCUCUCUUAACCUUCCCAGGAUGUUUGUGUUAGUAUUCUAACUGGGCUAAGACAGAAUCCUGGUGCCAAAUAACUUUGAAAUUCUAAAACAACAAGAAGACCAUAACAAUUAUUUAUUUGCUUUAAAAUUAUCUUUUUAUAAAGUUUGAGCAAAAAAGAGUGAUAAAACACAAUAGUGACAAGCCAGUAGCCGAGCAGUAAAUAAGAAAUUAGUGUUUUAGCAAUUAAAGCUAGCAUGCAGUAAGACUCUUCUUAAAAGGACAUCUAUAAUUGUGGUUAUAAUUAUAGUUAGCAGGAAGGAGUUAUUUGGAUAGUUGCGUUAAAUUCGCAUACCCUAUUUUUAAUUUGAAAUUUGAGAAAGACCAUAAUGAGAUAUUCUCAUAAGAUUGAAAAAGUCAUAGAGUGGUCCCAAGGAAAAUAAUGUAAAUAAAUGUUCUUUAACACCGACUCUCCAAAACUCAUAUCUACUCUUGGAUAUGUGGCUUCGAGGGACAAUGGCAUCACAAGCCAUGAGAAAGAAUCAGUGGGUGUGACUGGUUUUUUAUGGUUUUAAAGACAGAAAUGAAGCAACAAUAAAGUGAGAAAAUCUGAUUAGGUUAAUCAGUUCUAUCUCCCAGAAAUUUGCAUAGUUAGCCAACAGGGUGGAACAAAUUGAUUGAAAGGAAAUGAUGGAAUAGAUGUUCAUUGUUUGAUGUAUCUUUUUUAAAGCUAAAUAUCUGGAACAUGAUUUCUCAGCCUAUUAAGAGCUGAGAAGGCACUUUAGAAAUGUUCAGUCAAGGUGGCCACAGUUUGGCUAGGAGAUGCAAAUAAUGCAGAUUUUUAUAUAUAAUUGAAAAACAUUUCUCUAUUUCUCUCAUGCAUAUAUUUGGAUUUUUCUUCAGCUGCACUUUAAAAGGCGAAUGCCCAGUUUCAAAUAACAUAAUGAACUGGACAAGCAUUCCAUAUGGAACAGAUAAAUGCCUGAAAAUCUACACAUCUAAGCAUUACAGAGGUGAGGUAUGUUAAACAUCAUUUUCAUUUCAUUUAUAGUAUAACUGCACUACUUAAUACAUCGUUUUUUACAAGUGAGAGAAUUUAACUUGGCAGUGCUGAGCUCUCUCAGUACUCUGGUCUGACUGAAACAUAAUAGUCCAAUCCUAUGCUGCUUAUACCUUUCUCCUGGUGUAACAAUGGGGUUCUUUGUGGGCAAACCUGGGUAAACAAAGCCCUAUUUAUUUUUAUGUACACAAAAGCGUGUAUCUGGCCCAGGCUUCCAUGUUUGACAUUCUCUGCAAACCAUCUCUAUAGACAAGCAGUUCAUUUUACUUAAUGAAUCCAAUGUAUUUGGCAUACUGGCAGAAUCCCAGCCUCCCAUACUUGCAGAUCACACUGUGUCAGUUUAUAUGCACCCAGCAGGAUUGGGACCCCUAACCGAACUUCCUUGGGUGGCUCCAGUUGUUUGGUGCCUUGCACAAAAGGAAAGGCCAAGCUGUGAAGGUGCAGGUGACGCCUUGUUAGAGCAAUGGUGAUGUCUUCUGAUGCUCCCUGCUUUGUGCUUGGAACGGUUUUAGAUCAUGUUGCUAUAAUGUGAAGAGGUUAAUGGUUCCCUCAUGCUGGAUAUGGAUUCCUGUAACCAUGCUCUACCUCUGAGGGGUGGCACUGAUGUGGAAAGAAUACGGACAUACUUUAAAACAAGUUUUGUUAAUCUCUUGAAGUUCUCUCACAUGUCCAGGUAGACAGUCUGCCUGAAUCAUUGAUCGCUGCAGUGUGUAGGGAAAGUAGAGAGAAGCCAGGUUCACCCAGUGGGACAAAAAAGAAACACGCAAUUCUGGCUUCUGUUGGUAGUAUUAUUCUCCUAUAACAUUGGCUCUUCAGCAUCCUUGUGGGUGACAAAGUGAGAGCCAGCCUUGAGCAUGAUGCUGUUUUCCCUCCUGCCUCUGAAACCAUUUCUCUCUUCUCUUUCUGUUCUUAGUCAUCAUUUAGACAUACUGAUAUAGUUUAUGGUUAAUGCAAACCAGGAAUCUUCCUAACCAUCUAUUGAAGCCAAGGUUUGAAGCAGAUUUACAAACACUGGUUGGUAUGAAUUCUGGUUUGCAUAAAACAUGGUCUGCAUGUGUAACAAAUCAUCAUUCUAGGGAGAGAAGGAAGUGGGAGAAUCGUUCUGUAUAAAUCUCAUGGCUUCCCAGUAGAAAUCAUUGGGUGUGGUGAAUGGAGUUGGGCAGAUUGCAACAGCUCCUGCUAUUCAGCCAAUUAAAAGUUGGUAUAUUUUCAAUUGUUUCUUGCCAUUCACUUUUUAUCUCAUCUUUAAGUAGCCUAUCAACAUUUACCCUGAGAGCUUAACUCUGAUUCUCUUGGAAGUUCCUCCAGACUAUCAUCUAAGAAGUUAAGAUAUCUUAUCAAUUUUCUCAUUCCUUUAGAUUUCUGUAACUGCAGUUGGAAAUUCUGAAGGACCAUUCACUUGCAAAGUGAUAGAUGCGAAUACCAAAAAUAUUCUUUGUGAGAAUGUGAAGGAAGAUGUCAUGAACUGCUCUUGUCGCCUUAAGGCGGCUGAUCUAGUCGGAAAAGGCAAGUUUUCUUCAUAAUUUACCUACAACACCUGACAUGUUUUGUUGUAUGGAAUAUAUGUGGCCUGAUUUUUAAUUACUGUGCUUGGGCGGAGGGAGGAUAAAGCCACGUUGGUUCUGAAAGAGGAAGCUAUGAAAGUGUGUUAUGGAUUGCUGUGGUUGGAUGCUGGAAAAAGGAAGAGAGGUUGGCCGUUGUUUGUGGUUGGUGUAAGCCUGGCUACCAUUUUAUCAUGUCACACUUGUCAGUCUUUUUUUGCAUGUGCAAGAUUGGGGAAGAUGGUCUUAAUUGUCUGGCACUAAGAUGAAGGCCACUUCCUGAAAACAGCCCUGAAUCCCAAAUCUUGUGUUGACAAGAUUAGAGCAUUUGUGUGUACGUAUUCAACUAUUUAAACCACAUUAGGAAAAAGUUGCUAUAGAAGACUGAAGACUAAUUGUCAUGCAAGAGAAACGUGACCCAUGUUAUCAGCUCUUUGGAAACUCCACUGAAAAGUGCAGCAUAAACAGAAUAAAUAAUUAAGUAAUACAAUUAUCUGUGGCAUAACCUCUUCAUUUAUGUGGGCUCUAUGCAUGGCUGGAAGAUAAAGGGGAUAGCCUCUUCACCCAAUGAGCCUUAAUCAACAUAUUCCUGGCUUUCAUUUUUUAAAAGUAAAAACGUAGUAAGUUUCUGGCAUUUUUGAAUUUGACGGAUGAGUUAGACUGUGCAGGCACUAUUCUCAUUUGUUUGUGAAAAACUUACCUGCUCCUUCAGACAUUUUUUAUAUGAUUUGGUAUUCCUUUAUGACAUAUUCAGCAGAAAAAAAUAUUUUCAAGAUGUCCUUUGUCACUAGCAUGGCAAAUCUGGAACUAUAGUUGAUGAUCUGAUGAAGUUGAUAGCCUUUAAUUGAACUUAUGUGCAACUACUCAUUCCACAUGCCUAUUUUAUAGUUUUGUUUUUCAUGUUUUAAUUUUCAUCUGGUGUUAUAGUUGUUCUUUCUAUUUUAUACACAUUAUAAAAUGAAAUAAUAAUCACAGACUUUACAAAGAAGAAAAAAGAAAUACUAACCAAUCAGUGGCGGAGCUUCAUGCUCCGGCCCCGGGGGGGAGAGAGAGCAGGCGGGGGCGUGGCAUGCGUCCUGGGGGUGUGGUGCACCACUUGCAGGGGCGUGGUGCCCAGUGUGAGUGGGGGGCAGCCGCAAUGGCACCCUACUGGGAUUGCGCUGCUGGGGGCGGUGUCCUCCCCCGCACUCCUCUUCCUCCACCAGUGUAGGCAAUGAAAUUUAAGAAAGGAGACCUAACCAAUUAAUCAAAGAGAAGGCAAGAGUAAAACACCCAUAAUCAAAACUUGAUUUAUUGUUAAGCUUCUUCUGUUGGUCUUCCCUGGUAAAUAAGUGAUUGCUGCUCCAUAGAAAACAAUUUGAUUAUACAAGAUUUUAAGGUAGCUGUGAUUUGGGACAAGUGUUCCAGCCCAAGAACAAAAGAUAACAGCAAGGAAGGAGGUCAUGAUUUUUCUAUCACAGAUAUAAUAAAUGAGUUUGUAAAUGUUUGCAAAUAUUUUAAAAAUUACUCUGCUAAUGCCAGUUCAGACCAAGUCAAUCAAUGUUAAUAGCUAUAUUGCAGGGGGGCAGGACCAUGGCUGAGAUAGUAUGCGGAACGCCAGCCCUACAAAGCAGCCCAGACUUGUUACACCCAUUUUGUUGAGGGAGGAGGCUGUGUUUUUUAAGUUGUGAGUGGACUGUGAAAUUGAUUGUAGGAGGAGUACAGUUAAAAGCUAGAGGAGGUGAAGGCAGCUACAGUGGUGCCCCGCAAGACGAAUGCCUCGCAAGAUGAAAAACUCGCUAGACGAAAGGGUUUUGCGUUUUUUGAGUCGUUCCGCAAGAUGAAUUUCCCUAUGGGCUUGCUUCGCAAGACGAAACGUCUUGCGAGUUCUUGCGAGUUUGUUUCCUUUUUCUUAAAGCCGCUAAGCCGUUAAUAGCCGCUAAGCCGUUAAUAGCCGCUAAGCCGCUAAUAGCUGCUAAGCUGCUAAUAGCCGUGCUUCGCAAGACGAAAAAACCGCAAGAUGAAGAGACUCACGGAACGGAUUAAUUUCGUCUUGCGAGGCACCACUGUAGGUAAAGAACUAAGACUUUCAGCAGUGAGUGGAAGGAAGUUCCCUGGAUGCCAUGUUUACUCACUGAGAAACAACAGGUGGGUAGACCUGACAUGCAGGUUGCUCAGUUACCAAAUCUAACUAGGCCUUGCCAUUGCAGAGUCACCAGCGCUGCCAGAAAUUGUUGACCUGUUCUCUGAUGCUAGUUAUGUUUGUCUAUUUAUUUGGAGUAUUUUCUUUUCCGUCCUUGGAAAAAUUCCUGGGGACUCUCUUGUGUCUACUUUAAAAUCAAUUGUAUCUAAAUAACUAAUUAUAUAUCUGCUUGUACCCAAUAUAUCAAAAUGUUUUCUUUUUCUUUCCAGUUGCUCAAGUAUUACUCAUCUCUGGUUCACAGACUUUAUCAGAAAUAUUUAAAUAUGACUGCUCAUUAGAGAAAACGUAAGAGAUGUUUACAUAUCUUUUUUGUGGGUUGUGGAACAGCUUCCUUAGGGUGCUUUCACAUUAGAUGUUUCCUCUUGAAUUGUCACUCUUCGUUCUUUGUACUGUUACAAGACAUCUACACAGUGUCAUCAUAAAUGUGUUAUCUUGUAUUCUCCCCAUGGUACUUUCACCUCUUUUGAAACUUUUUUGGGGGAUAAUCACUUUUUUUUGGAAGGAACAGAACAUAGUUCAAUAUCUGUAGAUGCAGUGCUAAGUUGAAAUACUCUUCUGUCUUUUUGAAGGAAUAUGGUUGUAGAUCAGUGAUAGAGUACACCCUUUGCAUGCAGAAGCUCUCAGCUUCAGUCCCUUAUAUCUCUAGGUAGGGCUUGGAAAAAUCCUUUUUGAAACCCUGGAAACCCAUUGCCAAUCAGUGUAGGACCAGCCUUCCCUGCCAGAUGUUUUGGUCUACAUCUUGUGUGAUGACCACAGGCCAUAUUGAGUGUGGCAACUGGAGCUGAACAUCUGCACAGCACCAGAUUGGAGAAGACAGGUGCAAACAAUGUCGGUGGUGAUCAUUCAGGCAGCUGAGCCUAUUCCCAGGUCUCUACUUUUCAGUACAUAGACCGUGCCAUUUUUAGUAAUGUUAUUUUUUUUUAAGUCAGAAUAACAUCUUCACCCAUAUUUUAAAUCUAUAUUUGUGUAAUUAUACUAUGUAAUUAAACUAUGUAGUGCAAAAUGUUAAAUAAAUUAAAAAGGAUCACACUGUUUUUCUGGUUGGUGCCAUUUCAGUUAGCUUAAAAAUUAUUAGCACAGUAGCAGUUAAGGAAGGGGAAGCUCUUUUUGGUAAACAUGAAAACGUGUGUGUGUGUGUGUGUGUGUUGAAAAUAAACAUCCUGAUAAAAGGGUAUGCCACCUACCCACCUACAUAGCUGUAUAUGACACACAAAAGUAUGGAUGAUGUAUAACAGGAUGUACAUUUUUUGUAAAGUGUGAGACUACCUGAAGAGUCUUGCCAUUCUGCAUGUAGGGUAGAGGAAGUGCAAUCUCUAUAUAACACUUGUCAGUCUGGAAGCAACCUUAGCAAUGAAUAAGCCUUAUGGGUAGGCUUGUUGUUUCGCUUGGAGCUAUUAUUAGCACAUAGAUUUAUAACCGUACUUGGCCCAUGAUACAUUCUUUUGCUGAAGCAUCACUUUAGAUCUCGGCUCUGUUUCCCUGAACUCAUAGCACUCAUAGCCAACCUCCAGAUAGUGAUGAAAAAGAGCCAUUGUGGAUUCUGUUGUGCAUUAACUCUAUCUAAGCUACAGUGUGCUUCACACAGAAGCGUAUUUUCCAGAAUUGAGAAGUUGGUGAGUAGGGGGGCAAGGCAGGUCCAACAUGAAGGCUUACGUUUCUAAUUAACUGGUGCAAUAAGGCUUGCCACUCAUGACUCCUUUUGUGUUAACCAAAGGGUAUUUGGAACAGCUCCACAACAACCUCUAGCCCCAAGGCAAAACCCUUUCAGCGGAUUUACAGUUUUAAGUGAGAUCAUAAGGAUGAUGGAAGUUUAAAUAGCAAGGAGGAGUGGACAGUGUGAUUUUUUUUUUUUUUUGCGCUACCACCUUAGCAUAACAUAUGACCUUUACUUCAGAUGGUAUGAGCCAACUACUGCCAGCAGUUGAAGCAAUGCUAUAGAAAUGAACCACUUCACUUGCCAUGUUCAUUGGCAGCAUGGCACUGAAUUCAGUCACUCAAUAUCAACAGCAAAGGAGGACUGUUGCCUCCAUGCAAUGGUUUUGGGCUUCCCAGGGGCAUUUGGUUGGUCACUUUGGGAGGCAGAAUGCAAUGGUCUUUUAAUCUAAUCCAGCAGGGGUAUCAUUAUGGAGCAUUGCUUUCCCAUGCCUAAUAUGACAAAGGUGUCCUUGAAGUUCUCCUGCUGAUCCAAAUUGACUUUACAUGUUACAAUUAAAUUUCCAAGUUUUCAGCAGGCAGUGUAAUACCUGAAUUGUAGAGGACCAGUGUUCUGAGUUACUGAGGCCACUAUAUGAAAAGCCUUAGCUUGAGUAGAGCUAAGUAAAUAUUUAUGACAUGUAAGGCCCCUGGGUAAGACCUAGAAUUAUAUACUGACACACCUUCUCUGCUGGAUCUCACCAAUCCCUGCAGUUGUGUAAACUAUUAUUUUAUAUUCUAGAUGUUAUUCUAGAUGUUAUUUUAUAUUCUAGAUGUUAUUUUAUUCAUUCUAGAUGUUCAGAAUGUUUGUCUCGUGCUGGUUGCACCUGGUCUACUAGAGAGAACAAAUGUGUCUCCUCUACCAUGACUUGUACACAAAAGGUAAUUUUUCUGGCUUGUAUUGAAUUUAAAUCGCUAUAUGGAAAGCUUUUUAUUUGACGAAUAGUGUUUUUUAAAAAACUAUAUUCUAAGGAAGUACUUUCAAUUUUUUCAGGUUGACUGUGAUUCAAUUACUACCAGUGCUUCGGAUGGGAAAGAUAUUUCACAGAGACCAGAGGUCAGCAGAUAUUCUGAAACUGAUAAGUUAUAGCACAAUUGAUUGGGAGGGGGGUUCACCCAUCUGCCUUUUCCUAUAAUGUAUCCAGCUCACUGUCAAUCAUAUGCUGUUUUCACUGAUGGCAAUAGCUCUUGCACUACUACCAAGUGUGAAGGAGGCAGAAGACUAAAAGGACAUGGUGGAAAAUAAGGGGAAGCAUUGCAGGGUGAUGGUUGGCAAUUGGACAUACUAAUUCCGCCUUCAGUACAGGACCUUUAUGAGCUUCUGGAGACCUUUCCCAAGUCCAGGCUCAGGAGAAUUCCACUGGCUUCUCUAGUCUCUCUUGCUUAUGCUAUGAAAUGCUUUGCAUAACUCAUAAGACUAGUAGCAGUAGCAACAAUGCUAGUAAAAUACCAUGGGAUGUUUGUGUUGCCUUCGCUUUCCACUGCUGAAAUAUAGAUAGUUGAGGUAUGUGUGUGUGUGUGUGUGUGUGUGUUUGUGUGUGUUUCACCUUUUCUGCUUUUACCCUUUGUACUCAUGGGAAUUUGUGCUAUAAUGAAUAACAAUGCUGUGUUUGGGUCAGAUACCAUGACACUAUAAGAAAUCAGUAGUUGUCAUUUAAUAUAAUUAGUGGAAGGAUUUCAUUUCACAGUUACCCUCUGGGUUGAAUUCUAAUCCUGUUGGAUCACUUUUCUCCAAAUCUAGCUAGCAAAUGGCUUGAUCAAGCUUAAAAAACAACAAUACAGAGCUGAAUACAGUACAUACAUACUGCUGCAAUUAUCUGCUGUAUGUGUUUUCCUCUUCAGUGAUUUGGGAUGAUAUAUACUUAGGUACAAAAACCAGUCAAAAUGUAGUUUUGAUUUUCUGUGUAACUGUAACUGUGUUUUCCGUUAAACUUUAUUGGAUAGCACAGGUGUUGCCCAAAGAGCACACUGUUGUUUGAGGGAAGAACUACAUUGCAAUAUGCUAGUGAGUUGACUAUAUUAUUAGUACUGAAAAGUAUAAAUUAAGUUUUGCAAUUCUUGGUUUGUGUAUUUUUAGGCAAUCACCACAGUUUCAAUCUGACUUAAACAUAUUAUUAUUGAAAGUGUCUAUUUCCUUGUUCUCUUCCACCCACCACCAAAUCAGAUUUCUUUCCUGCGCUAAACUGAUAAGCCAUUAUGCAUUAGAUGGUGCUGAAACUGUAGAAGCAAAUGUUGUGUUGGGUGGAGUGAAUUAAAACUGAACUGCUUCUUUUAAUAAUAAUAAUAAUAAUAAUAAUAAUAAUAAUAAUAAUAAUAAUAAUAAUAUCUUUAUUGUCAUUGCCCCCUUCGGGGACAACGAAAUUACUUGACUGCUCCAUAAAAACACUAAUUAAUCAAUACAGUAUAAUACAGCAAGGGAGAUUAGAUGACUUUCAAAGUCCGGGCUUCCCAUUCAGGGCCGAGAUCGCUCUGGAGAAGAAGCUGUUCUUAAGACGGCUCGUUCUUGUCUUCAUCGUCCUGUAUUUCCGUCCCGACGGCAAGAGCUCGAAGAGACAGUGACCAGGAUGCGAUGGAUCUUUUACUAUGUCCAGUGCCUUCCUAUGGCACCUUGUGGCAUAAAUCUGCUCUAAGGUGGAGAGUGGGCAGCCAACAAUGCUCUCUGCUGCCUUAACAACCCUGCACAACCCCAUCCUGUCCUGGGUAGUACAGCUUCCGUACCACACACAUAAGCCAUAAGUGAGCACGCUCUCAAUGGCACAGUGAUAGAAGGCAAGCAGCAGUUUCUGCGGAAGAUGGAUUUUCCUUAGUAUUCUCAAAAAGAAAUGGGGGGAACUGGUGGGUUUAAUCGAACUAAUCUCUGAGCUGGAUGGUAAAAUUUCCACCACAGGAACAAGGAAGGGGGGCUGUUGGGUAUGGGAGACUCACUGAAAAUGGUUUCCCUCCCUAGUUUGCUGGCAGAAGACUUAUCAACUGCUUGCCUCAUCCCACUUGGUACUCCCAUAGUACUUCAGGUUUCUAGUUAAUACGGUGGCAAAUGCAGCCGGUUUUUCUAAGUGUUGCUGCGUGACCAGGCAUGGCAGCAGCCAGCCAGCAAGGCAUUGACCAUCAGGUGGGGGCCUCUGAGUGGCCCAUUUGAAGCUAGCUUUCCAGAGGGAAGUCCCACGCUGUGCUCCUGCUAGCCAGGGGAAUUCACAAAUGGCUGGCAAGCACCUGCGAUCUGGUUGCUGGGGAUGGUGGCAGAGAGCGAGGGGCCGCAACUGCCACCUACCUGGGAAAGGGCUGAGCAGCCAUUUACUACCAUACCACUUCAUUUUAAGCAUGAUUCAGUAUCUUUAGUUCUCUUUUUAUACCAAAAUAACAGUGAGGUCAAUGAAAAUGUAUCUAAUCUUAAUCCAUAAAUAUAAUUUUUUUUGCUUAACGUUAUCACAUUAUUAGUAUCCAAAGAACUUUCUGAAGUUUUCCCAUAGGCCUGUGCAUUCCCAGUAAAAUUGUUUACUUUUUAAAACUUCAGAUAGCACUUUUCUCCCCUCUGCUGUUUAGAGCACUGUGCAUUUUAAAUUCUUCUCAGUUUCAAACCUAAAUUGUUUUGUGGAAUUAGGUGGGACUUGCAGUUCAGGAAACAGAAGUCCAAAGCCAUCUGUGUUCAUAUACGAAUAUAGUCCCCUGCCUAGAGGAGCUUACAAAAGAAUAUUGUAAUAUUUAGUUUGCUGUUUUGCUAAUUCUUAUGAAAACCAAACAUAUUCAGCAGUGUUAACGUUUGUGAGAGAUGCAUAUCAAUAGACACAUAUCAGAUUGGACUUCCUGUUGGUAGCUUUAGCUUUUCAGCAGCAAAUGUAAUUUAGCAGCUAACAUCAAGGUUAGCUACUGUUGCUGAGUCCUUUUGAAAUAUAGAUGAAAUAUUCGGAUUAAAAGACUCAUGAAGGAAGAAACAAAGAACCAAACUAAUAAUUUAUAAACUUUUUGUGUCGUUCAAAAGAGGGCUCAUGCAACUUAGAAACAUUAAUUAUAGAUAUUGCUAUGAAGGAUUGUUACAUUGUAUCCAAGUAUACCAUUAAAUUUGUGCUAUGAUUUGUGCAGUGCCUAUAUUAUUCUCAUUGUGAUUUUAUUGCAAUGCUAUUUUGUGGGUAUGAGUGUUUUUGUGUUCUCAUAGAAAUCUGUCUUUUAGGAUUUCCCACUCUGUUUAAUGGAGGAAUCAGAGCCUCCAUUUAAUUUCUUGGGGUUGUUGUUGUUGUUGUUUUUAGUGUAUGUGUGCAUACGCCCUGGGGGAAUGGCAGUACUUUUGAAACUCUGUGGAAUAUAUGUUCACAGAUAGAUAUAGAUGUGAAUGUGUUUUAAUAAACAUUUCCAAAUUAUUGUUGUUCUUUGGAUUUUUAGCACCAACACAUAAGUAAUGCUAGCUAUAUGCAACCCAAAGCAUGUCAGUCAUACACGGUCCUCCUCUUCUCUCUGGAAUGUUAUCCUGCCCAUUUUUUGCUUGCCUUAGGUGUGUUUUAUCAUUACACCUACAUUGUUACUAUCUGGGUUAUUCAGAUUCAUGGGAACUGUGGUUGGCAUUAACUAGGGCACAUAUGUGACACUAAACAUCAUCAUCAUCAUCAUCAUCAUCAUCAUCAUAAUAAAUUAUUAUUUAUACCCCGCCCAUCUGGCUGGGUACCCCUAGCCACUCUGGGCGGCUUCCAACAAAACCCUAAAAUACAAUAACCUAUUAAACAUUAAAAGCUUCCCUAAACAGGGCUGCCUAUAGAUGUCUUCUAAAAGUUUGGUAGUUAUUUUUCUCUUUGACAUCUGGUGGGAGGGCGUUCCACAGGGCAGGUGCCACUACCGAUAAGGCCCUCUGCCUGGUUCCCUGUAACUUGGCUUCUCACAGCGAGGGAACCGCCAGAAGGCCCUCAGUGCUGGACCUCAGUGUCCGGGCAGAACAAUACUGCCAAGGCUGACAAGGGUUGAGAGGAGAAAUUCAUGGGUUACCAAGGCUAGCUCUUUGACCACAGUUUGUAGGGGCAAUAAUUUAUUUUAGCUAGCUUAUACACCAGUUUAUAUUCACACACAAAAAAAUCUUAAGCAGUUUACAAAUUUCAACCAUAAGCAAUCAAUAUAAAAAAAUACAAAAAUACAAAUUCCAUAUUCAAAACAAUACUACCAAUACCAUAAAAAACAAUUCCACAUUUUAAUUAGCAUAAUUAAAUGUAAACAUAAAUAAGAACCACAAAAGCAAAUCAUAUACAAAAACAUCCAAAUGUAGCAUAAUGACAUAUCAUUAAAAGAUCUCAAAUAAUAUUAUAAAAAUCACAUAAUACAGUCACCGAAAAAUCAUUAACCUAUACAUUCACACUGCCCAAAACUGAUAUAAACAUGUAGUCCCCAUAUGUGCAAUCACCCAACAGUCUUUUUGUACCCAGUGGUGGAGUUUCAUGCUCUGGCACCGGGGGGCGGGGCAUGUUGCCUGCAGGGGUGUGGCGCCCAGCGUGGGCAGGGGGGUAGCUGCGAUGGCACUCCACCGGGAUCUCGCUGCCAGGGGCUGCGUGCUCCCCCGGCACUCCUCUUCCUCCGCCAGUGCUUGUACCCAUUCAUUUCAUCCCAUCCAUUCCUUCCUAUCGCUCAUCUGGGCCAAUAUACUGUAGACUUAUGUCUCCACCAGGCCAUAGGCGCUUGUGGAUUUGGUUAUGCCCUUCUAUCUUUGGUUUUUAUAUUCCAUCCUGAAGAAUAUGAAAACCAGUGGAAAUUACGGAGCAUGGAACAACACUUAAUAUCUACCCAUUAACAAGAAAGGUACAAGUUAAACAUGUUUAUAAGUGCAUGACUGGAUAUUGAAAUCUUGUUUUACUCUGUUUCUAACAGCCCAUGCACAUUACGUCCAUUGAACCAAUGUGGAUAUCAACAUUAGGCAGCAGUGAAGUACUAGUCAGAGGAGAAAACUUUUCAAAUGCAGAUGUUUUGAUGGAAAUGACUGGAACCAGUAGCUGCAAAUCAGAGGAGUGAGUAAAAAUACAAUCAAUUAUUUUAUCUUUGAAUUAACAUGCACCUGUACCGCAUAGACAUUUAUCCUGGAAAUGUUUGGACUCGUGAUUAAACUAUAUAAUCAAGAUGGAGCCUUUUAACUGUGUGAUUUAUACUUGCUUAUUCACACUGCACUAAUGUGCUCUUUGGUUGCAUUAGUUCCAAAAGUGAAACUUUAGUAAUCACUGUAAUAAUCCCAGUUGUUUUAGGUUGUCCUCCUAUUCCUUGGUAGAUAGUCUAAUCUCUGUUUCCCUUCACUAGAUUACUCUUAUUCUUAUUUUUUAAUUUUCUACAUCUGUGAAUGGAAUUAAAAGCAAUGUUAGUUCUUAAGAUGCUUUCUUCCUCUUCUAAAUCACAUUACAAUAUGAAUUUUGAUUGAAUCCUUGGGCUCCAUAUGUUGUUAAUAUUGAGUUCCAGUGAGAGUUGGCUUGCAAACUGCUUUAAAAUUAAACAGCAUUUGGGUUUGGGGAGAAUUUGAGAGAUGUUGUUCUUCUUUUCAGAAUAUUUGUCACUAAAGUGUUAAAUCGCACACACAUGAAAUUCUGUUUACCACCAAGUCGCAAAGAAGCCAAGAGCAUAUGUAUAAAGAAAAUUGGCUUUCCGUGUUCACUCCCUGUGACACUGUCUUACGUCUCUCUCCCUGCAUGUACUGGAAUAUUUCCAAAUGUCACCUGGAAGAGGUAAUCUUAAAUUAUUUUACUUCUUAUAAAAAGUAGUACAUUGAAUAUGACUGUGAAAUAGUUAACGUAGUAUCAUAACAGACCUUAUUGUCACUUGUAGAUCCUUCAGUUUUAUAGGGUGUGGCUGGGCAUUGAGAUCAGCUGUUCAUGGUGCCAUACCAAUACACCCAUCAGCUCAGCAUUCAUUCAUUCAUUUACAUUUGUACAGUGGUGCCCCGCAAGACGAAUGCCUCGCAAGACGAAAAACUCGCUAGACGAAAGAGUUUUCCGUUUUUUGAGUCAUUCCGCAAGACGAAUUUCCCUAUGGGCUUGCUUCGCAAGACGAAACGUCUUGCGAGUUCUUGCAAGUUUGUUUCCUUUUUCUUAAAGCCGCUAAGCCGUUAAUAGCCGCUAAGCCGCUAAUAGCCGUGCUUCGCAAGAUGAAAAAACCGCAAGACGAAGAGACUCGCGGAAUGGAUUAAUUUCGUCUUGCGAGGCACCACUGUAUACCCCCCAGUACUCAUAGGUCUCAGGGUGGUUCACAACAUAAAAUUACAAUUGAAAAAAACACGACAUACAUAAUAUAAAAACAUAAAAUAAAAACAAAGACAACCCAUUAAUCCCCCCCUUCCACAACACAUUUUAGAAGGGCAUUAGAUGUCAGUCAGUCAAAGGCCAAGUUAAAGAGUCCAGCUGUACCCUUAUCUCAACAGGAACAGCCUAACUGCUCUGUUAACCUCUAGGUUAGAUUACUGCAAUGCAUUAUAGGUAGGACUGCCUCUCUAGUUUGGAAAAUUCAGCUAGUACAGAAUUCAGCUCACUAAAUAGGUUAGUCACUGAGGCAAGACAGUUUGAGCACAUUACAUCAAUCCUGGUCCGACUGCAUUGGCUACCAAUUAGUUUCUGGGCCCAAUUCAAAGUGCUGGUGCUAUAAACCCUUAAAUGGCUCAGGACUGCAAUACCUCAAGGACCACAGCUUCCAGCCAUCACCCCUCUAUUAUUGUCCAUUCUGGGUCGCCCAGCCACUGUUACAGUGCCCAUUCUCUUGGCAGAUCAAGAUGAACCGGUAACAGCAAAAGUUACAAGGCAAUUAGAAUAAGAUUCGUUAUUUGACUAUUGAUCCAAACCCCCAAAAUGCAUUUUGUGUAAUUAACUGUUUACCUUUAUCCUCUGUAUACUGCAUUUUGUUUUAUUGCUAUGGCUGGUGGCUGAUGCAAAUAAAGAUUCAUUCAGUCAGUCAGUCAGUCAGUCAGUCAUUCAUCCCAGCCAUCACCACUCCCAUACCAUUUCAGAACCACUGCUGAAGAAGUCCACUAGGGAAAGGGAAGACAGAUGGUAGUCGUUAUGCUAAGAGUCCAUUCAAACCUUGUAGUAGAAUUGUAAGAGCUAAACAUUCUUAUAUAUGCAGUGUGUGUAUUGGAAACCUAAGUAGAACAAUGAAAACCAGUGGUCUAUAGUUGUUAGCUUUAAAUCCUACUGAAAUAUGUGAAGAGAUCCUACUGGAGAUUACAUUGCUUACAUGUCAUGCUAGGCAGACUCCGAAAAGAGGUGAACAAUCACAAUCAGUAUGGAUAGGAAUUUUGUCAAGAGAAGGCAGUGUACUGUAGGAUCAUACACAUGACACACAAAUACUCAUUCCUUAAGCCAGGCUUGAGAUUGACAUUUGUGUUUGUGAAUAAAUUUGCUUUGCAGUCAUUCACUGAGAAUAGUAGUUUUUUAUUUACUGUGGGGUAAGAGAAGGAGCUUUGGGACGUGGGUGGCGCUGUGGGUUAAACCACAGAACCUAGGACUUGCCGAUCAGAAGGUUGGCGGUUCGAAUCCCCGCGACGGGGUGAGCUCCCGUUGUUCGGUCCCACUCCUGUCAACCUAGCAGUUCGAAAGCACGUCAAAGUGCAAGUAGAUAAAUAGGUACCGCUCCAGUGGGAAGGUAAACGGCAUUUCCAUGCACUGCUCUGGUUCGCCAGAAGCAGUUUAGUCAUGCUGGCCACAUGACCCGGAAGCUGUACGCCGGCUCCCUCGGCCAAUAAAGCGAGAUGAGCGCCGCAGCCCCAGAGUCGGUCACGACUGGACCUAAUGGUCAGGGGUCCCUCUACCUUUACCUAACUGCAGGAGGCAGUGGUAGGCAGGAGUGCCUGGCGUUUUCUGGUCCAUGGGGUCACGAAGAGUUGGACACGGCUAAACAACAACAACAAAAUGUCUUCUGAGCUGCAAACUUGAUGAUUAUUUUUAUUUGUAGUUUUUGAUUUACUGUGAGGUAGAAAGUUUUCUGAGCUGCAAACUUGUUUGUUUUUUUUAAAUUUGAAGUAGACCCAAGUUCCAAGCUUAUUUCCUUUCCCUUUUUUUGCAGUGGAGGUCGCAACAUGACUAUACGUGGGAGACAUCUAAAUGUCACAGAAAUGGUUUCUGUUUUAGAUGGAGGGGGACAAAACUUGGCAGUAAGUGUUGUGAACUCCCCUCCCCUCCCCCCCCCCCAAAAUGUUGGCUAUAUUAAUUAUAAGUGCCACAAUUCUGCAAACUGCCAUAAAAGGUAAAUGAGUGCCUUCCUGAAAAGUGUCAUGAUGUUUUGGUCCUGUAUUAUUCGUAUUCUUUUUCAGUAGAUAAUAUUGCUGGAACUUGCUUCCCUUUCCCUUUCCCACCCCCUCCCUUUGGGGCUUCCAAUGAAGGAUAAAGGCUCUCUUAUUUUCGAGAGUCUUUGGGUUUUUGCCAAUUUGAUUACCUUCUUUUUUUUUUUUUUGCUGCUGUUAUCAUUUGAACUUAUAUAGCUUUGCUGAUCAAUAAAUAUUUCCUGGGCUGCUUACAAACAAACAAAGUACAAUGAUGAAAGUACAAUGUUAUAAUGAUUAACUGCAGCAACAACAAAAAAACAAUAAAAGGCAGCAAAUAAAAAAUUGUUACAGGGGAGAGCACGCGUAAAACGGCAUGGAUUUAUAACGCAAUUAAAAAGGCUGAGUGAAUAAAAAAAUCCUGCUGCCAAGAAUGCUAUAGAGAAGGCUCCAGGGGAGCAGUUGCGCCACAAUUUCACUUGAAUUCCUUCACAGCUUCAGUUUUAUCUCAACUUUCAAAUGACUGGCUUGCUAGUGUGUAUAUCUAGCUCCCAUUAUAAAGCCCUCUCAUGCUUGCUUGUGUUCAGCUAAAUGGGGAGUGUAAUGAACAUUAGCAAGUCAGUGGAAAGAUUAGGUUCAACUGGAGCUUCCAGGGAAUACUAGCAUGCUCAAAUCACACCCCCCCCCAAAGUGCAUUGUUUUAAUGUACAUGAUUUUUGGUGCAUGAGGCAUAGUGGAUGGGAAGAAACAAAGCUGUGGAAGAAGAGCAAACAAUAGCCAAUUACAGUGGUACCUCUGGUUAGGUACUUAAUUCGUUCUAGAGGUCCGUUCUUAACCUGAAACUGUUCUUAACCUGAGGUACCACUUUAGCUAAUGGGGCCUCCUGCUGCCGCCAGCGCGCAAUUUCUGUUCUCAUCCUGAAGCAAAGUUCUUAACCCGAGGUACUAUUUCUGGGUUAGCGGAGUCUAACCUGAAGCGUCUGUAACCUGAAGCGUCUGUAACCUGAGGUACCACUGUAUUGCAAUAUUUAUAUCAUUAGAGACUGAACAGGGGAAAUCUGUCUACCCCUGCGUAACAUUACAGGCUUGCCCCAUUUAUCAAGCAUAGGAUUCCUUUUCAGGGAGUAAAAGAAAAUGCAAGGCUGUACACAAUCUGUAUCAAAUAUCCAAGUUCUGCAGAAAGGAAUUCAAUUGUUCAAAUAAAAAAAAUUAGAAUUGUCAUACAGUUGGUUAGCUAGAAUGCUUUAUUCUGAACUUAACCUGUGAGAGAAAGUUUGUUUGGGGACCCAUGCCUGCACAUGUGUAAAAGCUAAAAAAACAGACACACAUAUAAUUGUUGGGAUUUUAUACUAAAUACCAGAUUUUUACACGAGUGUAUUAUCACCAAAGUUUAUGGGCCUUAGUCCAAUUGUCUAGUGGAUUGUGAUGUGAUUGGUAUUUAUAGCUUUAAAUGCAAGUAAGCUGAAGCUUUUAGACUGCUUACUCUGCAGAAAUAGAUGAGCUUAUUGUAGGAGUAAGCAUUUUAAGGACUGUACUCCACCCUAGGGUUUGAAUUCAGACUUCCGCUUAGUGGAGUUCCAGUCAUGCUGGAGGAAGCCAGUUCCUCCUCCCUGCCCCAGUUCUGAAAACCAUCUCCAGAGUGUUGGGUGACUGUCCAGAACAGCAUGAGAAAUGGGGAAGGACGGGGGGGGCGGGGAUUGGUGAAAACAGCUGACCUACAUUCUGUUGGAGAGGCUCCAUUGGAUCUCAGUUGCUUCUGUGAAUGGAAAGAGCCCUUCCAUUCACACAAGUGACCCCUUGAGUCCAGCACAAAGUGUCUUAAUGUAGGCUUGCCAUAUGUCAGAAAAAUUCUAGACAUUUCCUGGUUUCUGGGUGUAAAAAUGGUGUCAGGAGGGAGUUUUGCCAAAUUGGCAAAAUGUUAGGGGAAAACCCGGCUGUAUGGCAAUGGAAUGGGGGGGGGGAAUCAGCGUAAACAGCUCCAAAAGCUUAAAAUCACUAUUUUGGGGGGAGGUUUCCCCCCCAAAAAGCGCAACAAAAUAUGGCAACCCUACUUAAGGAAUAUUGUGUGCAGUGGUACAUUGGUUUACAACCAUAAUCCAUUCCGGAGGUCCGUUUGUAAACCAAAACAGGUUGUAACCCAAGGUGCAGUUUCACCAAUAGGGGCCUCCAAGAAAAAUUUGUUCGUAAUCCAAGAUAAAUGGGUUGUAAUCCAAAAAAAGGUUGCAAACCGAGACAUGCACUUCUGGGUUUGAUGGGUUUGUAAUCCAAAACGUAUGCAAACCAAGGUACCACUGUAUAUGAAAAUAUUAAGUUAAAUUCCAUGGAAUUCUGUGAUGUAAGCAUCAUAACUGUGCAUAGAAUUGCAGCCAACAUAUUGGCUACAAUUUAACAAUUUGUACUAUACAGUGGUACCUCGAGUUAAGAACUUAAUUCGUUCUGAAGGUCUGUUCUUAACUGAAACUGUUCUUAACCUGAGGUACCACUUUAGCUAAUGGGGCUUCCCGCUGCUGCCGUACGAUUUCUGUUCUCAUCCUGAAGCAAAGUUCUUAACCCGAGGUACUAUUUCUGGGUUAGCGGAGUCUGUAACCUGAAGCGUAUGUAACCCGAGUUACCACUGUAUACAAUUUGGCAGUGCUUUAUAGUUUUCUCAUUUUCCCCCCUUCCCCCUUUUUCUUUUUCUAGAAAUUUACAUGCCGCAGUGACAGAUCUGAGUGUAAUUUUACAACACCAGCUGUUAAUACUGAGAAAAGUAAUGUAAAAGUUGUUCUAAAAGUUGAAACGAAAAAUAUAUCUUGCAUUGAAUUUCGAUAUGAACCUGACCCUGAAUUUAUUCACUAUGAACUGACAACUGAUAUGCAUCCUGUCUUGGAGUUAAAAAUACAUGUAAGAUGCUGGUUUGGGUUUUAUAAAGAGAAAACACAAAUCUUCUAUUUUAAACAUUCAUAUGCUAAAUUCUUUGAAUUUGGUGCAUCUUUCACACUUCAUAGUAUUUUCUCAUCUCUUUCCAGAAAAAAAAAGAUGGGUUAAAUAUUUCUAAACGUGAGAUUGACGUUUUUAUGUCCUGCAUGGCUGGUGAGAAAUUGCUAAACGUAACUUUCACUGUUCAAAAUAUUUCGCAAACUGAAAGUCGCAGCACUAUCUACUGCAGAGCCCAACAGACGUCCGAUGACAAUAUCGAUACAUCCAGUGUGAAGGUUUAUGUGAGUAAAAGCUUAUGGACUCUAUAUUUUUUCUUAUUACAUGUGAAUAUACUAUUUAAUCUAACAUAAAACAAAGAAGAAAAUACUGCCAUGGGAUUAAAUAAACAAAGAAACGUAAGUACUUUAUAGUCUUAACCAAAAUUUUCAAUUCUUUAAUUAAUAUUAUUCUCAGUAUGACAUUUACAGUUACCAAAUAGCAGUUAGCAACGAUAAGGACAAUACCUUAACUUCAUUUCUUGCUUAAUUAAGAGAGUAUCAGCACAAAGCUAUGAGUCAGAUCUGACUGACCCAUGGGUCAUUCAGACAGAACAUCCUCCAGAGGAUGUCUCGCAAAGCAAAUGUGAGCACCCUACAUCCACCGUCCGAAAUUAUUGAACACCUGGGUGACUCUUCAUGUAAAGAUACCAUCAGAAUAAAGGACAGCCAGUUGCCACAAAAAACGGUAAACUCCAAACAUUCGUCGGAAAACAACUGACAAAGAUUAGACUUCAGUAAAGCCAAGUGCAACUUUAGUUUUCUAACAUGGAAUAUCACAAGCUGGCCUAAAAAGGCAUCUGACACGUCCUUUGUUAAGUUCACCCAAGGUUAUGACAUUGUAUUUUUACAGGAGACUUGGAGUACAAGUGAAAUAGAUGUUAAUGGCUUUUCGCCGUUCUGCCUCUCAGGAUCACUAAGCAACAAAGGGGGGGGGAGCGAGUCAAAGGUGGUCUGGGUAUUUUAGUUUCAACAAGGCUGAGGGCUACCCUAGUAAAAUUGGAGCCCCUGAACCAUCUGGCCAUAGCCCUGUUAGUGAGAUGUAGUUUCUAUAGCCUGUUACUGAUUAACGAAUAUCCAUGGGCUGAAGGUCAACUAUCACCGCAUUAGAAGAGGUACAUUCUCUCCCGACACUUGCUUGUAAUGUCUGGCCCUGUAUUGCAUAUGUUUUCUCUCUCUUCAAAAUAUGCCUCCCAAUAAGUAGAUUAGUUUGCUUUGAUUCUCUUACUUUGGUAAUAUUUGUGACACCAACGUAAAUUUCUUAGGGAUUCAUCAAUCCAAACUGAGACUUAAACUAACCUGGGUGGGGAGUGUUUAUGACCUCCAAAAGUUCCCCCAUGAGGGAAUGCAUUUGGGCUAGAGUCCCCCCACCCUGCUGUAUCAAGGGUGUGUGUGUGUGUGUGCACAUGCACACAGCUCAUCAAAGGCAGAAAAGCCCAGUUUUCAAGAAUCAAAUAUAAAAUCAAUUAAACUAAAGAACAAAGGGGAUCAAAACUGUGUGAAAACAGGUACGCUUGGGCAUUAUAUUUUUCUAUAUCAAUACUUGUAUGAUAAAUAUGCAGUGCAAAAUAUAGGUAACCAGAUGCCAGGCACAAAUACUGAUGUGUUAUACUCCUUCAACAUGAUCUUACAGUAACUAUAAGUUAGAAACAGAAGUGCUGGUAGAAAACCAUAUGAUUUGAUUUUACAUUAAAAAAUCCCAAAGAUAUAGCUCCAAAAUUAAUAUGGGGCAAAUAUUUGUGCAUCUUAGUUUUCCCUGAGUCUUUUGUGGGGAGCAGAUUGGUAAUGUUGAGCAUUGUUUUUGUGUUCUCCCGUUUUCCCUUGUGUUGUACAAUUGAUUUAAUCUUGGGUUAGAUAGCACUGUUGAGUUUCCUUCUUUCCUGCAUCGCUUCUAUAUAUAGCAGCUCAGUCAUUGUUAUUUCAGUCAUGCUUGGAGCUGCGAAUGGAGUGCUAGAAGGAGAGGUAACAGUGUCUAUGGUUUCCUCUAUUGAUUUCAACACAUAGUAUUAGCUCAGCUGCAGUGUGCUGUUUUUUCCAGCCACGGAAGAAGGAAAACAACCCAGCGAGGAGGGUCAAGAACUACAUAUCAAUAUAAGUCUUUCUUACAUAUUCAUUUCCCCCUCCCCAAUCCACUAGGUCAAGGUGGGAAACUUUAAGCAAGAAGUUCCAAAAGAAGCACACAACUAUUCAUAUUUGACCCUUCUUUUGUUAAUCCCCGUAGUCAUUGCUGGUAAGUAGCACUAUUCAUGUGUCCAGUUUUCCAUCUGUUAAAAACCAGUAAGCACAUGCAAUGGUGGUCAGUGGGGUGGUUUGUUAAGUGAAAGACCCAGCAGUCCUGACACAGCAAUCUGUGGUGGAUGAGACUUUCUGCCUUUGUUUUGUGGUGGUGGAGGAGGAGGAGGAGGAGGAGGGAGGGGGGUUUAGUAGCCAACACAUGCAAGUUUACAGUUCUUGCACAGAACUAAUAACAUCAGCAACCAGUACCCACACUGGGGCAACCAACUUCUUUGUAACAAUGUGUUGUAUGGUGGCAGUCACUACUACCUUUUGGUGACUAUUCUGAGACACAGCUGUUUUCAAAGUACUGCAGAUUCCUGUUUUUGCCCUUUGUUUUGAUAAAAAGAAUGCAUAGUAUAUUUGAUGGUUCUUAUUUCUGCUUUUUAUUGAGUACAGUGCUACCUCGGGAUGCGAAUGGGGAUCCAUUCCGGAGCUCCGUUCGCAUCCCAAACAGAAUGUAAGACACAACAGCACGUCUGCGCGUGCCGUGUUUCGCUGCUUCUACGCAUGCGCGUGACGUCAUUUUGACCGUCUGUGCAUGCGCAAGCGACGAAACCCAGAAGUAAUGUGCUCUGUUACUUCUGGGUCGCCGUGGAGUGCAACCCAAAAGCGCUCAACCUGAAGCGUAUUUAUCCCGAGGUAUGACUGUAUCAAUUUUUCCCCCAGUUGCAAUUUUCGUGACCCAAAGAAAAUCCAAGCAGUUGAACCGUAAACUGAGUGAACACCUGGAGCUUCUGGAAUGUGAACUCCGCAAAGAAAUACGUGAAGGUGAGGGUUUUAAUUUUUUUUAGAGCUCUUUUGUGGAUGAGGCGCCUCGUGAUCUAUCAAGUGCAUGUAUUCCUUCAAGUUGAUCACCAUUCUGUGAUUUCCCAUAGUCAUAACACACAGAAUUCCUUCUUCAUGUUAAUAUUAGCAGUUCUGAGAUAGCAUGAGGUUAUAUCAGGGAUGGCCUGUGUGGUGCGGCAGAUGGUAGUAAUUGGCUGCCAUCAUUCUCUAGAAGCCAAGGGGAAGACAGAUCAGCUGCUUUCGAGCGGAAUAUAAUGCAGUGAUGUUGGAAGCAGAAAGUGGCUGGGUCAGCACCAUGUGUGCAGGUAUUGAUUAGCCAGUGGCACCUAGUAUGGGCACAAACUGACAUAACUAAGAGUGUUGUGUCUCUCCCUCCACUGCCGCCCCACAACUGCCCCUGGUAAGAAUCUAGGCCCCAAUUUGACCUCUGUGCAGCUGCCAUUUACUACUGCCAGCGCCCCUUCUUUGUACCGCUACAUUAUGUUCAACAGUGCAGGUAAAUGGGAUAUUUAUUUAAGUGCCUUUAGUGGCAUUUGCCCAGUAUUGUGGAAUGCUCUGCCCAUAGAGAUUCAGCAGGCACCUUUUGUUCCAACUCUGAAAACUUUCCGGUUCCAUCAGGUUUACGCAAGCAGCUAAGAAUACAUCUUUCCAUAGCAGUUAGCUAAUUUCUGCUUUUAACAUUCUUAUAUGACUUUUACUGUAAGAUUUUAUAUAUAAUUGUUGUAAACUGCUCUGCUAUUUUUAUGAAUAAAUAACUAUUAAAAAUCAUAUGCGAUCAACAUUUCCCAUUGCAUUAAAAAUGAGUACAGAGAUAAAUGUAUACUAUGAAAACUGUCUCAUGAUAGCUACUUUCCAAUAUCACUUUGAAAGCUGUAAUUAAGAUAAUGUUAUAUUACAAAAAACCAGCACUGCAGGGGAUCUUUGUUUCUUGCAGGCUUUGUAGAGCUACAGAUGGAAAAAUUGGAUGUGGUUGAUAGUUUUGGAACCAUCCCCUUCCUUGACUACAAACACUUUCUUAUUCGAACUUCCUUCCCGGAGGUAAAUGACUGCUUAUAUAUUUGUUAUAAACCUUUUGCAGUAAUUGAAAUCGCCCAAGUUGUAAACGUGUCAUGGCUUUGCAUACAGUUGAAUGACCUUUAUAAUAAAAGGGCAGCGCUUGACAGAAUAAACCUUGCUGAUUUUAAGAUUUGGGGUUUGGUUGUUUUUGUUGCUGUUGAGCUUUUGUGGGAUUUUUGAGGUUGAACUCAGCUAACUCAGUGUGCUAGUGGAAGCCAGCACAAAGACUCACACUACUGCAAUGGGACUUUCCUCUCUUUGCCCCAUGUGCCCCUGCACCUUCCCAAAAUCCACUCUGAAGGGUUAGGAGAACCCCAGAACAGUUCACAGGAGCAGAGGGGAGAUGCCAUUCAUCAAAGUAUUUUCAGGGCAUGUUGUUUUGCUGCCAGGUCACCUCAGGUACUGUGACAUUCUACUAAAAAGUUCACCGAAGUUGACAUCAACCCAGAAAAUUAUUACGUGAAUCCAGUUUGCUUUUAAAAAUAUGGGGCAGUUUAUGCGAAGGUCUUCCUGUGAAAAAUCAUUUGGUUAUUGUGUGCAUGCAGCUUCACCAUAUGGACCAAUCCAAACCACUGCUUUUUGUUUGAAUGCUUUAUCUAUUUUGCAAUCUUUUGUUUUGCAAUCUUCUGUCAACAUCAUAGUUGUCAAUCUGUUACUUUAGACCGGAGGCACAUCGUUUAUCUUGAUUGAAGACUCCAGCGAACCCCUUGUAAGUGUUUUACAUAUAAUUUUAGUUCUCUUACAAAGGAGGCAACUGGUUUAACAGAAAUGAAAACUGGGUAGUAUGAUUCUUUUAGUGUUUCUAGCGCAUUUCUGUUGUCAUUUUAUGCUGCAUCUUGCUUUGAAUUUCUAUACAGAGAAUGCAACAGAUAACUUUUAUAAAUAAGAAAAAACAAAUCUGAAUGCUGUAACUAAUUUCCAUACAGAGAUGUGCACAGUUCACAGGAUGUGUUUAUUAUGUUCAUUAGCAUGGCAGGUGGCAAGCUAUAUUUCACUGGCAGCCUUGUGCCCAGCAUUGCUCGGGAAUUGUAAGAAUCUGUCAACCUGGGGAACGCUACCCCUCCCCAGAUCCAUUCUCAAAUACGUUCACAGGCAGAACUAAUGUUUAAUUAGGGUUUUAAACCACUAAUUAAACAUGUAUCCGGGAGACGGAUGGGGGAAGUUGUCCUUGUGCCUUUCCUCCUACGAAGACCAGGAGUGCCUUUCCCCUAGGAUUGCACGCUCAGGGGGCAGUCUGGGGACAGAAGAGCCAGGUUGAAAGGAAGGUUUUCCCACAAUUCUUACCUGUCUGUCCCCUGACAGUCACAGAUCAGAUCACUCUGAGCCGCCCAACUCAUAGUGAUCCAUGUCUGUCUGAACCCGAGUUGAUGCUCAGGUCCCUCCAAAUAGGCCCAAUUUGCCUCGGGACAAAACUGAAUCCACUGCACAGUCUUCAUAGCUACCUGCCCUGAGCUGUUAUUGAUAGGGAUACUUAUAAAUCCUUGCUGUACGGGAGUUAAUGAAGUUUGAAAUCCUCACACACUUCUUUUUCAGAGAACAAAGAAUACAGUGAAUCUUAAAAACCUGCUAACAGGGAUGGUGAAGCUGUGGCCCUCCAGAUGUUGUUGGACUACAAUUCCAUCUCCCUGAGCACUGACCAUGCCCAUUGGAGCUGAUUGGAGUUGGCAUCCAACAUCCUUUGGAGAGAGACAACCCAUCCCUGUCCUAGCAGUUCCUAGCAAUGGUUGGUUAAAAUAAUAUUACCUUGCCUGCCUGAAGAUCUUUUUUUUUUAUUAUUCAACAACAUUUUUUUUUUGUAUUUGAUGCUUGCAGCUAUAAUUUAAAAUAAAACGAACAACAUAUUAAAAACAAAGAAACAGACAUACAAUUCAUGUAUUUCAGAGCAGAAAUCCUGAGCAGAAGGAUGAAAGCAUUACAGCAUUGUACGCCUUAAUUUGUAACAAGCAUUUUCUUGUUACUCUGAUUCAUACGCUUGAAAAACAGAAAACCUUCUCUGUAAAAGACAGGUAUGCUACAGAACUUAGAUUCUUCAAGUUGUAGAAACAUGAAAGAACAACCUGCACAUAUAGAGAUGUUGUGUUUCUGUUGACUUUGAUCCCUCACACUGCUCCAAAAAAUCUCAUUAGUCAAACUUCUGGAAAGAAAAUAUAGGUGGUAAGCAAUGAAGUUUUGGUUCAGAGUACUUAUUGAAAUUAAUGGAGCUGCCUUAGUCAUGUUCAUUAGUUCAGUGAAUCUACUCUGAAUAAAACAUGGUUGAAUACAACCUGUAUCUGAUUCUUACAGAGGUACUUUCACUGUUAUGUCUGUGUAAUUACCUUGAAAUAGAAAGAAACAUAUUGGAAUCUUGCUAAGAGUUCAGUAACUUAGAAUAUUGAAACAGAAUAUGCAGACCAAAUUGCACUAAGAUAAGGCACUCUUCUGAAGAAUGCAAUCAACAUAUUCAUUGGUGUUAGUUAUUCUGUUUUGUGAAUACUAAUAGACAUUCUGGGCUUUAUUGGAUUAAACGACUUGGAAGAUUGAGUGGAUGGAAUAGCUAGAAACCAAAACUGGGGACAGCUAAGGCAAUGCUAAUACAAAGGGGCACCCAGUAAGAUAAUUAACUCACUCCUCUCCAACCCUUGCAAUUGUGGGGUUGGGGUGUUUUGAUGGUUGAAGUGGCAGGCCAAGUUAAGGAUUCAUCUCCACUGAAGUGAAAUUCCAGGUAUUGAAGAUAACUGGAGGUUACCUUUUUUAGCUGCAUAAUUUACACAAGUUACUUAUUCAUCUCAUAGGAGCUUCCAGCAAUCAUUUUCCUUCACUUGAAAUAAUACAAAAAGUUGGCAGCACAGUGUUUAAUGGUCUAGACCAGCCUUUCCCAACCUUGGGUCUGCAGAUAUUGUUGAAAUACAGCUCCCAUCAUCCCUAGCUAGCAGGACCAGUGGUCAGGGAUGAUGGGAGUUGUAGUCCAAUAAAAUAUCUGCAGACCCAAGAUUGGGGAAGGCUGGUCUAGAAAAUAACUACAGUGUUCCUGCCAUAUGUCCUUUUCUUUGGUUACCUGUAGAGUGAUGGACAGAGUUUACAACUGUGGCAUUUUGGUUCUUAGGUCUAUGGACAGUACAAGUCUUGGUUUAAUUUGAGACCUACUCCUGGAGCUUUGUCAUGUGGACCAUUUAUACUCACUGCCUUAUGUUAACAAGCGAUCGUGCAUUUUGUAUCCUCCAUUUUAUUGUUCUCCAGGUUUUCUUAGUAGUUCUAUUUUAUUUUAUUUUGGAAGUGCUGGUAUUUCCUUCAACUUUAUGUGACAGCUGCCAGGAUGAGUGUGGCAGCAUAUAAAUCGAGUUAGUAUUGCUAUUACUUAGGUAAUGAUGUAGGCAGAAUUACAUAUUAGCUUAUAUUCAAGUUCUUCCUCUUUUUGGCAUUAAAUUUAUUAUUCUCUUUAUAAACAGAUGCUUGUUUGCAUCAUUCUUGACGAUCGCACUACAAACAAACCUAGUCUACUUAACCCAUAUUCUAGAGGUCUUGACAAGGGAUUUGAUGGAACAGUCUAGCAAUAUACAACCGAAGCUGCUGCUAAGGCGUACAGAGUCAGUGGUAGAAAAACUGCUGACAAACUGGAUGUCUGUUUGCCUCUCCGGUUUUCUUCGGGCAAGUAUUGUAUCUUUUCAUUAUACUUGCUUGUUUUCAUGCAGAAGGAACCACUUGUGAUGUGCAUGUACAGCAGCUUUCUUGCCUAGCAGUUUGUUCAGUACUUAGUAACAUGCAUGCGCUCGAAGAGUCCCCUUCAGUUCAGUGGAAUACAUUUGCAUGAACAGGUUUUAUUUUGAAUCAUUAAAUGAAUGGGAACCCCACAUUUGAGCACUCAUAAAUAUUCGGGGUAAAAGAUGAGGAGUAGGAAAAUGAGCUGUUUAGAGAAGGAAGAGGCCUUUCCGGGUUCAUCUGUGGCAUCUACCAUUUCAAACAUUGCUUCAUAUUUUUUUAGAGAAGCCACAUGUACAUAGGCAAAAAUGUGAAACAUACAGGUAGAACAUAUUUUGUGACAAUUGCACAUGUAUCUCUUCCACUAAAUGUAUGCAUAACUGCAUCUUGCAGCUGGCUGCCGCUUCCCAUUACACAUACAUUAUAUGUAGAUGUGAAGAAAUAGAUGAGCAUGCAAUCUAUAUGUGGGGUUCAUGUCUUUCCCUACAUGGAAAUGCAUAUUAUUUGCAGCAGACUUUAAGCAGGGCAGUUUUUCUGGUUUCUCCUGUUUAACAAAUAAGUUGUAAUGCAUAGAGAAAUGCAAAGAAAGGAGGGUAUAACUAUAAGCCAGUGUGGUGUAGUAGUUAAGAGCGGUAGACUCGUAAUCUGGUGAACCGGGUUCGCGUCCCCGCUCCUCCACAUGCAGCUGCUGGGUGACCUUGGGCCAGUCACACUUCUCUGAAGUCUCUCUGUCCCACUCACCUCACAGAGUGUUUGUUGUGGGGGAGGAAGGGAAAGGAGAAUGUUAGUCGCUUUGAGACUCCUUUGGGUAGUGAUAAAGUGGGAUAUCAAAUCCAAACUCUUCUUCUUCAAUAACAUUGUGUUUCAUUAUGUUUCUUAGGAGACAUUUGGGGAUCCAUUCUAUAUGCUUGUGACAACCCUAAAUCAAAGGAUAAACAGAGGCCCUGUGGAUGUAAUAACCUGCAAGGCCUUGAACACACUAAAUGAAGACUGGUUACUGUGGCAAGUAACUGAAUUCAAUACAGUGGUAUGUCUUGUUAAUUGUGUGUCCAGCAAAUGAAACCAACAAGUCUUGUAUGGUAGAAACUAUAUGACUAAGCAGGGGUGGAAUUCUAGAUCAAGAAGUGGUCUCACAUAGAUAGUCUACGGUCGUAUUGUGGUUCUUCAUAGACUGACAUUCAUAACAGAUUCUAGUGUUAUGAGAGGGAGAGAAAAAAUGCCAGAAUGCUUUCUACACCAUCUAUAAUUCCUGAGAUAGGUCACUGAGUUUUUAGAGAUGGAUGAGGCUGAGAGAUACUGGCUACAGUUAACAAGCUUCAAGCUAAUACACUCUCACCUCAACUUUCCCAGUAUGGGUGCAAGAUCAGAAACACUUCUGUUUCCAAAUAUCCAUAGUUUAUCUUAUUAUCAGAACCAUGACAAACUGUAGCUUAAUCUAUAGUUUGUCCAAACAACCAAAGAUAAAAUUGUGAUUUCUGAUCCUAGCUUAUUAGGCCAUACCUAAAAACACCAGUUCAAAUAAAUAAAAUACUGUGUCAUUUAUUUAUCUGGAAGCAGAUACUUACAAUUUCAUGCCUGCAUCAGAAUAGAUAUGAGACAGUUAUUUCAUACAUGAAAACUAUGCUUUAGCAUUAUGACUAGAUCAGGUUACUGACUUGCCUGAGUCCACUCAGCUUGUUUUUGGGUAUGAGAUUAAACUCUGCUGUCUGUGGCCCAAACUUAGCACAUUAGUUCAGUUGGGAUUGAGUAACUGUGAAGUGUGAAAACACGUUUUUGAAAGAUCUAUAUUAAUUUCCUCUGACAUAAUACAAGAUUUGCUAACACAGAUGAUAAUGAUUUGCAUACAGGUGGUUUACAUAUCACUGCUUGAACACUAAGAUAAUCUUUGGAGGCCCUGCUCCAAGCGAAGUGAGUCAGGUGGCUGUCAAGGAGAGUGCUUUUUCAGUGGUGGCACCUCGGCUAUGAAAUAGGCUCUUCAGAAAGACUUCCUUGGCACCAGCUAGAAGGUCUUUUCAGUGGCAGGUGGUUAUCUUUUUAUUCACCAAGGGUUUUUAUGUGCUUUAAAUCUGGGUUGUAAAUUACAUUGUGUUUAAACAUUUGUUCUCUUUCAGGAAUUAAAUGUUGUCUUUGAAAAUAUCCCACAAAGUGAGUGUGAAGGCACUUUUCAGACAAUUCAAGUUAAUGUCCUGGAUUGUGACACCAUUGGGCAAGCCAAAGAGAAGAUCUUGCAAGCCUUUCUGAACAAGAAUGGCUCUCUUUAUGAUCUUCAGCUCAACGAAAUGGCCUUGGGUAAGGCAUUGCCACUGCCCUAUUUUUGUUAUAAAUUUAUAAUCUCACAUUUAUUUUCCUUUGUUUACUCUGAGAACAGAAUUUAAUAAUGGGUUUUUGAAAAACCACAAAUGAAGAUUUCUCUGCUGUUAACAGAUGAGACCCACAAAUUACUAUGAAUUCAUUAAAACCAAUCUGUUUUAACUAAAUAAAUUCUGUCAUUUGUGGAUUACAGUUAGCUUAUAUAAUAUAUAGCAACCUAUUGAGGACUGGGCAAAUUAAAUGCUUGGCAAGCACAGUAUCACAGUCUCUGUUGCUGCAGUAUUAGCUGAAGCAGAAUGAUCCAUUGGGAAGAACCAGUACAGCACUGGUAGUAGUGAUCCACCUCAAUAGCUGCUCACAAAACCCUAUUGUGAUACAGAAGCUGAUGUGGCCAUGAAGGAAUGGAAUAUGGUUUCAAAUGGUUCACAAACCCAGCAUCAUCAAUGCAAGUACUUUUAGCAUCUUGACCUCUUAUGAGAAUUUUAACAGACUGGCAAAAUAUGAUAGGGUUGCCUCGCAAGCCACUGGUGGCAUCUCAGAAUCAAAGCACAGAAUAUGUUUGAAUUGCAACUGUUUUAAUUGUUUGGCAGCUCUUCAGUCAGGUGCACAAACAACCGAACUUUUGGACAUAGAUAGUUCCUCUGAGAUUCUGGAAAAUGGAAUUACCAAGCUGAACACCAUACGACAUUAUGCGGUAAGAACAAAAAUCCUUAAUAAUUUGAAGAUCUCUCUUUUGUAAAGACAAUCUGGGAUAGCCCAGACGGUAGAGCAUGAGACUCUUGAUCUCAAGUUCAUGGGUUCAAGCCCCAUGUUGGACAAAAUAUCUCCACAUUGCAGGGAAUUGGAUUAGAUAACCCUUGUUGUCCCUUCCAACUCUAAAAUUCUAUGAUCUUCCAUGAUCUUCUCAAAUACUGAAUCUAAAAGUUGUCAUAUGGUCUAGUUGAAAGACUGGACCAGGAUUCUCUUGCCAAUGCCAUCACAUACUUGAUGUGGGUCUAUAGGAAGUCACUUAAGCUGCAGUCCUGUACAUUCUUUCCUGGGAGCAAAUCCCAUAGUACUUGUGAGACACAGGAUUGCACUGUUAGCCUAGCUACAUUUCCAUGCACAUUUGGUUGAAAAAGCAUUAGUACUGAGUGUUUAUAAACAGUAAAUCCAAAAUGAGAAAAAAGGAAACCUUUGCAUGCCAAACGUAGAUGUCAUCAAAAUAAUGACCAGUCAAAAGUUAAGCCUUUUAAACUUGUUCCUAAACAGUUUCCAGCAUAAUCAAAGGGACUUAAUUGGUCACAAUCAAGUUACUGAAAUGGUUUCAAUUGUAUUUGCAGCACAAGUCCAAGUCCCACCAAGUUCAGCAUUCUUAGUUAUAGCUGCUCUUAGUUGGAUUGGGGUCACUAGAAUUAACUGAGUCUGAGGCAGAACUUUGUGUUACCGUGUUCUUUCCUACUGUGGUUUGGGGAAGGAGAUUGGUGCUGGAACAUCUGCUUAGCAUGCAGAAGGUACCAAGCUCAAUCCCUGGCCUCUCCAGGUAGGGCUGGGAGAUUUCCCUGCCUGAAACUCUGGAAAGCCACUACCAAUCAGUGUAGACAGUACUGAGCUAGAUGGACCAUUGGUCUGCCUCAGUAUAAGGCAGCUUCCUAUGAGUUGCAUCUACUCAUUGCCUUUCCAUGUGUCUUGCCAAGUACACAAAAAUGACAAAAUCUCUCCUAUGUUCCCUUUAAUUUAUGAUUGUGUAAUCUGAGAUGUUUUCAAAGCCUUUCUGAAGUCCUGGAAUAAUAUAUUCCCUUUUACACUUUGUCAAUGACGUUUAGCACUUCAUCACAGAGGGAAGUGAAAUUUGUUGCCAUGCUCUUUCCCCAUAAAUUCGGUUGAAUUCAUCUCAAGUACUCACCCACAAAAUACACAACGUAUAUUCUUGUACUUAAAUUUUUAUUUACCCUUUUGUUAGCCCUGUGCCCCUUGAGAGAUUAGAUUUUAUUUGGAGCUAUCUUUACUUUGUUUUUGCUAUCUUCAUUUUGCCUCUGCUUGGCUGUGCUACGUGUUCUUUUAUUUGUAUUUGGGGAAAGCCCUAUAGCUCAGUAGUAAAGAUUAUGCGGUCAUGCAUAAGGUUCCAGUUUUAAUCACGACCAUCUCCAGUUAAAAAGAUUUCAGUCACAGCUGCCUGUGAUUUGGAAGAGACACUGCCAUUUGGCCUUGGUAAUAUUUGGCUGGAUGGAUAAAUAAAUAAUCUGAUAGUAAAAGAGAAAAACAAACCCAGUUUUUCCUGUUCUUCGUCUUUCAGUUUUUGUAAAUUUCCCGUUUCAGGUCAUCAAACACUUCAUCAGUUGAACAAAAUCUAUUUUUCUUGCACUUCCUAAAUCUUGGUGUAACUGCAGGAUUCUGUUGGCAAAGGAUAAGCUUUACACUGGGCCGGCUGCUGCAGUUUCACUUUUCCCCAUUUUUGGAAGGCAUCCUAUUCUGUGCAAGUCAUUUCAGUAACUGAGUAGCAAUAGGGAAGCACUGUUUUCAAACACACAGCAUUCAGCUGCUGAGCACUGCAGCUAUCAGCUGGAUUACUUUUGGACCCAUUAUAUAGAUAACAGCCUGGCUCACCAGAAUGUUUAUGGUUUUAACAGCCUUUGAGCACUGUUUUGGUUGGAACUCUUAAUCCAGCCAUUCCAAGGUUUUUUGUCCCACUUGAUUAAUGGGAAAACCUGGACUGCAUGCUUUCAGCACAUAGCUCAUGCAUAGUGGAAUGUGACCAGUUUAUGCCUUAGCAGAACAUGUGAACAGUCAUUAUGAUACAUGUGCUUUCAGAUAAGCAUGUCACAUUACAUUAAAAAAAAGUACUGCACACAUCCCAAAAUAUAAGGCUCUUUAGGAACGUCAGCCUUUAUAGCAUGGCUGGCUGGCUGCAUCAGAAUAGAAAAAACCCUAUGGCUACUCUAACUUUGCACUUAGGAAGCCUCAGAGUGGGGAAAUGAACACAGAACAUAAUGCAUUCUUUGACCUGUGCUGUGUAUGGGACUGUGCUAGCUGGGAAUAAAGUAACCAGUCACAUGCAGUGGAUCAUGUGAACUUUGAGGAACUGUGUAGUUUUUGAAAAAAAUGCAUAUUACAAAAGCUGUUUUAUUUCCUUUUCAGAUUUCAGAUGGAGCAACUAUUAAAAUUUUAAAGAAAAAAACGGAUCUAUCAGGUACUGAAACCAAUACAAGCCUGAUAUAUAUCAUUGUGAUGGCAGGAUGGGGGACCCUUCCAUAGGUUGUUGGACUGCAAUGCCCACCAGCUGCAGCCAGAAAGGCCAAUGGUCAGGGAUGGCAGAAGUUGUAGUUCAGCGACAUACAAACAGCCACAGGUUUCCCGCCCCCACUGUAAUGGGUUUUAUAGAGCUAUGAGUAUAUAGCAGACCAUUUGAACCAUAGUUCUGAAGCAGCCGUUUAUGCGAAGGGUCCAGUUUUAUGAUCUAUAAAAAGAAUAAGUUGAAGAAACUCACAAGGAUGGGGAACCUGUGGCCCUCCAGAUGUUAUUGGGCCACAACUCCCCCCCCCACACCUUGAACCAUUGACCAUGCUGGCUGAGACUGAUUUCUACAUCCACAGGCUCCCCAUUUUGGAAUAAACUCCAAUUAGUCUAAAAGCGCAUUAAGCAUACAACCGGAUGCUUCAGAGAAGCUUAUAUGUAGGUCAUAAAGAUAAUAUUACCCUUUUUCGUAUGUUUGCAGAGAAUAUGGAGAUUCCAUUUUUAAGGCCAAAGUAGACAAGGCACAAGAGAAAUUUGUAAUUUUGCACAUUGUGAAAUCAGCCUCAUAGUUCGGAUUGAUGCAGGGUUGGUUUCACGAAGGCAACAGAAUGCUACAGCAGAUGUUUCAUUCUGCUUUUUUUCCUGCUCCCAGAGGGCUGGGAUGAUAUUUUGUGACAGAAGCUGGCAAAAGGGAGCAGUAAAGCCAAUGAUACAGUUAAUUUAUUUGGCCUGUCUUCUUACUGCACAGAGUGGUGGGAAUUACGUUGUGUAGUUAUUACAUUUAUAUCCCGCCCUUCCUCCCAAAGGAGCACAGGGUGGCAAUUACACAACCUCAGGGUCCUGCACAGGAAUAUAAUUAAACAUGGAUUACCUGGAUGUCCUUUCUUGGCAACUGCUUAAUCCCUUUCACUGUGUGCAUUUCAUUCAUUCUCUCUUUCCCCCUUUAAGCAUGUUUCUCAGAUGGGGAAUACCCAAACGACUAUUGCCAUCUGGUAAGUCAGCAAUAUCGGACAACUAGAUGUUUUUGUUAUAUAUUAUUGCCUCCCUUAACCCAUGCAUCUGCAUGCACAUUUGUGUAUACCUUUCUUACAGAUAUUACCAGAUUCCGAAGCAGCCAAAGAUACACAGGGUACGAAACACAAAGGAAAACAAAAAUUUAAAGUGAAGGAAAUGUAUCUUACUAAACUUCUUUCUACAAAGGUAAGUGCUGAACUUUAUUUAAGGCUAGGCCAGAAAAGAUAAGAUUAAGAAGCUUCACAAAGAUAACUGAUGUGACUUAAAAACAUGGAAUGACAUUGUAGAACCUAUAGUGACCACCUAUAGCUCUUUUUUUCUUCUUGGCACAUGCAGCUCAACUGGGCUUCCCCAUUCAUUUACAUGAAAAGAGAAUUAUUGCGUACAGAUGCAUUCAGAGCUGCCCUUCCAUUCAGAUGGAUCUGAAGUAUAAGAGAACACUGAGAAAUGGCUUUUAUACAUUGUGAUGGUGCCAGUCUUGAAUGGGUGACUGAAGAGUGUUCAGCUCCAUUCUUGUUGCACAAAUUGUCCUUGAUAGAUGGAGCUCGUUGUUUUGUCUAAGCAAUAAAACCAUUGCCUUCUUAUUUCUUUCAAAGGUUGCAAUUCACUCAGUUGUUGAAGAGCUGUUUAGGAGCAUUUGGACUUUACCAAACAAUAAAGCCCCAGUUGCUGUCAAGUAUUUUUUUGACUUCUUGGAUGCUCAGGCUGAAAAUAAGAAAAUUACAGACCCUGAUGUGGUCCAUAUAUGGAAAACUAACAGGUAUAUAUUUACAAAUGUGCUUCAUGCAAAACUCAAACAUAAUAAUGCAUGAACUGGCAGUAUGUUCAGCAGUGAAGGGCACAUUGGGACUAUACUAUCAACUGAGGACAUGAUUAUUUAUUAGGCUGCUAACUUGCAUGAAGCACUGAUGUUAAAUUACUUUUAGUGGGAUUAAUAAACUUUUCCUGAAACAUUAUUAAUUUGAAGUUUGCCUUUUCUCUUGCCAGUCUUCCUCUUCGCUUCUGGGUGAAUAUACUGAAGAACCCUCAAUUUGUUUUUGAUAUUAAAAAGACUCCACAUCUUGAUGGCUGUUUGUCAGUAAUUGCACAAGCGUUUAUGGAUGCCUUUUCUCUAUCAGAGCAACAACUGGGAAAGGUAGUAUCUCGAUUUCAUGUUUUACACACCCUUUCCUUAGGCGAUACCUUCCAAACCAUUUUUUCCACAGUACUGUCCCUACUGAAGGCAAUCAUUUUACUCCAGACCAUUCUUCUGUAAUUCAACAUUCACUCCACUUCACAUGCAUGCCCUGAACUUGCAAGAACUUCAGUGUGCAGGUUUUCACAUUCAGAGUGCUUUGUGGGAUUAGAUCCGUGCACACUAAAGGGAGUUACAUAGUUAAUGAGCCCAUAUCUGGCAUCUGGAGUUGUGUGUAUUACAAUCCUUGCUGCAUCAGGUUCACUUAAUAGACGAAGCUGUGGGAGAUCAAGUAGUUUAAAUUUAACACACACACACCCGAUAAUGGAACCAACUGUCUGAUUUGCACACUGGAAACAUAAUUCCUAUUUUAAAGUUUUUUUAGGUUAGUGCACAAAAAAAGUCAGAAUGGAAAUAAUAAAGGAAAUUUCAGAAGUGCUAGAUUUAUCUUUCAGGCUUCCACAACACUGCUCAUAAAAAAGCAACUGCUGUGCUCUGUUAUAUUUUAAUGCUUAACCCUGUUUAAAGUUUAAAAUUUGAUCCAAAGAUGCAGUUCCCUUUGCAUCUGAGCAAGUGGCUGUGGUAGAAACCUCAAAGCUACCCAGAGGCUUCCCUUUAUUGACUUGUAAUGAACUGGUGCAAUAAAGUGGUUUCUUGAAUGACGCAUUUCUGUGACACCUUGAAAACCCAACAACACUGUUUUCUUGUAGUGUUUCUUUUUCUUUUGGUUGCCGUACCAAAAGUGGGUCAAAAGUUAUGUAACCUACAAGGCUGAACAGAGACCACUACCAGCCAUGAAUUGUGGCUUACUAAGUGCUUGGAUAAACCUCCUGUUCUUUGCUGCCCGCCUGGGACUAUAAGAACAGGAGGCUUGUCACAGGCAUGGCGUCUCACUGUAUAUGGCUAAUGCAGUUUUAAUUUGGAAGCCUUUUUUAGCACCCUCCUAUUCAACACCUGCAAUAUUAAAAAAGAAAAUGACAACAGAGAACAAAACAUGAGGCAUAGUCUUCAUUACUCUACAUGCACCUAUCCAUACACUGUGGGUAACCUUCUUUCAAGGGACCCAGCUGUCUGACUGAGCUGGUGAUAAAUGGGAAGUUGCCCUUCUUGGUGUUCACCCCACAGAUGGUUGUCUUUCAGUGCCAGACCUUUUUAUUCUCCCUGGCCUUAAAUAUCCUUCUUGCUUAGCCAAGGGGCCAUCACCAAAUCAUACUGUAAUAAAAAGGUACACCACCAAAAAUGUAACUAAAACAAACUAUCACAAUCCAUUGCAGCAUUCAGAAACCAUUUUUGUUAGAAAAAUGAUAAUAACUAUAACACUAUAAUUCUAACCCUCACUACCAAAAAGGGGCCUUUAAAAUCUGAACUGCUGUACAGUUAUAAUGCUGUAAACCUGCCAUUUUAUUCUGUGCUUUAAUUGUUUGACACUGUAAGGCAGCCUGACAUUAUUUAUAUUGAAAGAUAGUGUAUAGAAAUUAACUGAAUUUUCACAGGAAUCCAAAAAAAAAAAUUGCAGCAUAGCUGUGACCAUUUAUAACAAUAGUUGUCUUUUGUUUUCUUUUUUAAAGGAAGCACCAACAAACAAACUUCUCUACGCGAAAGAUAUUCCACUUUACAAAGAAGAGGUUAAAGCUUUCUAUAAAGCAGUUAGGGAUUUACCUUCAUUGUCCACUUCGGAGCUAGAAGAAUUUUUAACUCAGGAAUCUAAGGUAUCUUUUCAUUGUUUCUGCCCACAUAUGCAGAUGGUAUGACGGCAUGCUGUGCCUUGGCUGUAAAGGAAGAACUGGCCUCUUGAAUGAGAAACAUCCCAGUGGUGCCCUGCAGACACUAGUAAUGUUUCUCCCUCACCCUGCAUAUUUAUUAACCCAGUUCACACCUAGUGCUAAGCCAGACACAUGAGUUCCUAGAGCAAAGAUUGUGGCCACUGUGUUUCUCCCACAAUGCUACUGAGGCAUUAAGCCAUAGUUUGGCACAGUGUUUAUGUCCAAACCAGUAGAUAAUACCAUGAGCCUAGAUUGGGACAUAACACCUGUGCAGUAGCAGGCCCAGUAGAGUAUCACAGUGGCUGUGAUCUUCACUCCAGAAAGCCAUACAUCUGCUUGCUUGCAUGCAGCCAUGGUUUGGCUCAAUGUUGUCUGCAAGCCAUGUCAUUAUUAACUAUUUCAUAUGCUAUUAGCAUUGUUUCACCAGUUUUCCUUUUCCCCUCACAGAAACAUGAAAAUGAAUUUAAUGAGUCUGCAGCCUUGACUAAAAUUUACCACUACAUAGCAAGAUAUUACGAUGAUGUAAGUUCCUCUUCUUUUCACUCCCUCUCUUUCUCUAGUUACCAAAAUGUUUAGUAGUAUGCCCUUAUACUACACUGUGCCUGGGGCUGCAAAACUUCUGAGUGGUUGACUGAGGAAGUCUGUAAACAUUCAGGCCACUUUAUGAGCAAUGUACAGUGCACAUGUACUUUUUGAUCAGGACCUAAAUAUACAGCUUGGUUCACGUACAUGAGCAGGCCUCAGGUUUGACACAAAAGGAAACAAAUCAGUGUACAAGAGGAGAAAGUGCUCACAUUGCAGAUGGAAUAGAAAACUAUGUAUUGCACUUCCCCUACAAAACAGAACUGCAAAACUUGAUCAAACCAUGGUUUGCAAUUCUCACUUGCAGGGAAAGUAUAAACAAUAAUUUGGAAGUAGCAACAAACUAUGUAUUGCCACAAAGGAAGUGGGGUGAAGUAGAAAGCAUACAGGACCACAUAUGAACCAAGCCACAGUUUGACAUUACAUCCUAAUAAGCCAUAUAUCGUAGGCCGAUUUAGGGGAGUGCGGCUAGUUCAGUCACACUGGGCAUAGAGCUUCAAGAUCACUAAAACUAUGUAGAAUGGAAGGCAGGAGGUGAUUGAGCUUGCCAACUUUUGGCAUUGCACAGGUUGUUGCUGAAAUUUGAGACCCCAAGGACUACCACUGCAUAUAAGGCAUGUCUUUUUACUAUUUAAAAGUUACUUGAAUGUUUUAAUUGUAGAACAGUUCAGCUUGUAUAUUAUAUUUAAACCCAUUUAUUAUAAUGUGCUCUAUUUACAUAUAUAUAUAGGCAUAUUGCUGUUAAUCAGUGGGUUUAAAAAAAAAAUCUACAGUGGUACCUCGGGUUACAUACGCUUCAGGUUACAGACUCCGCUAACCCAGAAAUAGUACCUCAAGUUAAGAACUUUGCUUCAGGAUGAGAACAGAAAUUGUGCAGCGGCAGCGGGAGGCCCCAUUAGCUAAAGUGGUGCUUCAGGUUAAGAAUGAACCUCCAGAAUGAAUUAAGUACUUAACCUGAGAUACCACGGUACUGUCAAAUUAUGUAAGGUAAAAUAAAACUUACUUAUGGCAAUUUUAAUAAUGCACAAACUAUCCCGCAUGUCAGGGGUAGUGGCUUAAUGAGUUGUGUCAGGCUAGUCAGAGCUGAAAAGUUAAUUAAGGAUAAUCUGAUGAGAACAGAGGAAGGGGUACCUGGUAGGACCUGAAACAGGAACCUUUAUCCAAGUUAAGCAAUACGAUAAAAAAAAAGGAGUGACCAAGUCUCACUAAAGUUUAUUGUCAUAAAUACCCGUUUACUCAUCCAAAUUCUAAACACUUUUGAUGCCACAUAUAACUGGGCCACUCCUCUCCCCAUUUCAUCGCUUUCAAAGUGUGACUGAUUAAUCAUCUUAGUAUAAACAUGCCCCUUAAAAUCACACCCCAUUCUUACAGCUGCUGAAAAUGUUUCAGUCUGUGGCUUUGGAAUAAAGGAUGUGGUCAUUUUAUAGAUACAAAUUUCUGCUUUGACUUUGUUAUGCCACUGGGGGACGGGACAGCUUUCCUAUUUUGGCUGUAUCUUUCCUCAUGACUGUUGUACAUGGAUAUGCUUACUUUCAUAUUGUGCUGCUACCAUUACAUAAAUUUGGGCUUGCAUUUGCUAAAUGUUUGUGGUUUUUAAUUUAGAUAGCUCUUGUCAGUGGAAGUGUUUUAUCUUGUGAUUGACAAUAAACUUACAAACAACAAGUUGCAUAGGCUGGCAUUAGAAGGAACGUGGUUUGCUCAAGCAGAGCUACUGUGACACUGAAAAAAUGUGUUAAAAUAAGGCUGCACACAUUUCUUUUGUUUCCAUAGAUACUGAAUAAAUUGGAGAAAGAACGAGGGCUGGAAGAAGCACAGAAGCAGCUGCUGUAUAUAAAAGCCUUAGCUGACGAAAAGAAAAAAUGCAAGUGGAUUUCAGAUGAAUCAACUGCUCCCUUACUAAGCUAGUAUGAACUUUAAAAACUGCUACUGCAUUCAAAGCAUCAAGUUCUCCUCAAGCAUUAGUAGUCUGCAGCAACUGUAAGUCCAGAUGGGAAUGAGCAUCCCUAGCUGCACCGAAGACGCAUCUCAGAGAAGUCUGGAUAAACAUUACAUUGUUGAUGUAAAUAUGCAGCCGUGUGCAUAGGACUGGAAGCUUGCUGCCAUGUGCAGAUUUCCCUUGCCAGAUCAAAGCCACUGUGGGGAGCAAGAUGCUGCACUCAAUAGAGGCCUUGUCUGAUGCACCAGGGAACAUCUUACAUUAAGUAAUUUUGUCAGUAUUUUAACCACUUUUGAUGUGGGUUUUUUUGUUGUUGUUUUCCGGCUUUUUUAAAAAAGGCCCUGAGCCACAAAUCUAUAAAAACAACGUGCUUACAUUUCAUUUUCAGCACAGUGCUCCAAAGGCCCACUUUGCCAAAAUAAUUUCCUUACCUCACUGAACUGAGACAGCCUCCUUCUCUAAGUUCCACAUGAGCACAAACAUGCAGUAUGUUCCAGAUGCUUGGGUGCGGCAGCCUUAAGAAGCAUAACCACUGGAUCUAGGAGGCCCAGCCUGCUGAGGUCAUUUGCAGCUUUCCAAGAAAAUAGUUUGUAACCAACGUGGAAUGAUAUGGGACAGUUUUCAUACCUUCUUGUGGAGAAGCAUGCAGAAUGGAUUGGCUGGCUCACAUCCCACUGGAAUUUUCAACUGCUAUAGCUGUGUCCAGCAUUAUGUAUGUUCUAAACAUUUCUUCCCCCUGCAUAGACAAUAGAUGUUUCAAAACAAACUCAGGGACCAUGAAGUAUUAAGGUAUUUUUAAAUGACUCUUCUUCUGAGGCAGAAAAGGUUGCUCUGAUUUAUUUUGUACCUGCAGUUGUUUAUAUUUUUUUAAAUGGUAGAUAAAUGGAAGGAUUAUCAAAAUAAAUUCUACAUAGCUUUGCAAGUACAUGCAUCACGUUUUCCAGCUGGGGGAGCUACAGUAGUCUUUGGUCACCUUAAAGACUAACACACAAGCUUUCAUGGCCCACCGUCCAUUUUAGCAGAAGCAUAAAGUGUUAUGCCGAGUUGGCAGGUUAGAAAUGCUAGAAGUGCAGACUGUGACAAUCAAUGAAAUUAAUACAACUAUCUUGGCAUUGGGAAGCAAAUUAGCAGGUCACUUCUGCAGGCAAUACAAAUGAAUGGGAAGACUCACAAACAGUGUUCAACACUAUAGGAUAGUUGUCUUACCAGGAACAAUGCAGGUAUUUUUUCAUGACGGAACUGCUUUGUAAAGUGCACCUCUGAUAUUAACCUCUACCUUAGCUUAUGAAACUAAUGUAGGUGUCAAGCUGUGUUGUUGCUCGUAGAACCUUUGAUUGGCUUGAUAACCGUAGUAUCUUGCAUCAGUCAGAGGAACUAAAUAGUGAAACGAAAUAUUUGUGACAAUCUGCAGAUGAAAGGAUAUUAUAACACUUAUUGUAAACUGCGUAAAACAAUCAAAACUUAUUUUCAGACGUAUGCAGGUAAAUAUUUCGUCUGAUCAUGAUACAUCUAAUAACUCCUCUUCUAUGAAAAUGACAUUUGUAUAAAAAUGCAUUGAUGAAAAAUACAUUGGAUAUUUACAUGAGAUGUUUAUUUCAAAUACAAAGUAUUUGUUGUUUACUUUGCUAACUUGUCUUUUUGUUUAACUUGAAGUGUAUAUAUAAUUAAAACUCAAAAGCAACUC